This is a messenger RNA of Podarcis lilfordi (Lilford's wall lizard), 50334 nucleotides long. The record is from the annotation of a GenBank genome assembly. NCBI's taxonomy places the organism in Eukaryota, Metazoa, Chordata, Lepidosauria, Squamata, Lacertidae.
UCGGCUGGCUGAGACGCGCAGCGAGAGAAGAAGGAGGUGGACGAGGGGGGAGGGACGGGAGCGACUGGGAAGCCGGAACCGUUCCAAGCGAGGUCGGGAGCGGCGCCUGCAAGACACCCACCCACCCGCCCAGCCGAGCCCUCCCUUCCUCUGCCCGCCGCCACAGCAGCACCAGUCACGGAACCCCCCUUCCUCCCUCCCCCGGUGGCGGCGGGAGGAGGAGGCGGCGGCGGCGGCUCAGGAGGGGCUCGGAGGUGUCCGCCUCGCCGGUUGGAGGCGGCGGCGGCGCGGGCGGUAGUGGCGGCGGCUGUGGGAGGCGGAGGCGGAGCCGGUGUCGAAGAAGGGUAAGACUGGACUCCGCGGCCGGAGCGGGCCUGGCGUCGACUGGCUCCUUUUUCCUGCAAAACGCUCGGCCCUCAGAGGCCUGAGAGGGACUGGGCAUCCCCCUCCCCUGCUCGGGCCCACUCCGGCCUUCUUCUUUCAGCCCCCCCGCCCCCCCCCCGGCGGAGGGAAGAGGCGGCCGGAGAAUCCUGAGGUUACAGGCGGGAACAACCCCAGUCAGCCUCCUUUUCCGAGGGCUGACAGCCCUGCGGGGUCGCUUCUGCAGAGAGUGCCUUUGCUGGCAGUGAGGUGCUGAGCCAGGCAGAGGUGUGUGUUCAGCCCCAGGGUCAGGAUCCCCCCCAGGCAAAGCUGUCACCACCACGCGAACUCCCCAGCUGAGCCCGGAGGCUGCGACUUUUUUAUUCCCCUUUCUUACGCGAGAGGGUUUCCUUCCCCCUUUGGCCCAGCCCAGCCUGGCUGCUGCUGCCUCCUCCCCACCAACCCCCUGACGGGAACACGCUGCUGCUGGUCUUGGGAAGAGGCUAUCCAUCCGAUCUCGGUGGUCUCCCUGGAUCACGUGUGCCACUGUGUCACGGGGAGCGGGUUGUGGCGGGAGGCCUACAAGUCAGGGGGCAUCUCUCCUCUCCAUGGAAACGAGGGGAUGGGGUCACUUUUGCAGCUGGUGGGGCUCAGGAAUGCGGGGAGCGGAUCUAGGCGCCCUCUCAGAUCUGCAGAGUAAGCCUCACAAGGUGAGGGUUUAUUCACGAGUAAGGACUACAAUUCCAGUACACACUUCACUUGGAAUAGAAGGGCAGUGGUCGUGGUGGGGUAAUCCCUGUUGAACUUAAUGUGCAAACGUGCCUUAAAUAGAGGUGGAGUUGUGGUGUCUCUCUUGGUCCAGCCCCCUUGGGGUUUUUAUACCUCUGCCCCUAUUCCUCUGAUUACUGGUGUGAAUAGGACUUCUGUUACUGCAGCUGUACAGCCAUAUUCCAGGUUUACUGGAGGAGUAAGGAUUCUUUCGGUUAGCCAUAUAGGACUUAGCUUUUUUCCUUUACUUCUUAAAGUACGGUAUGUGCAGAGGUGUUGUGCGAUUAUUCAGUUAUGAGACCAGGUAAAUGUUCCUGGUAGGAUUGUGGCAACUUUAAUGCCUGAACCUUUGUGUUCUUCAUUGGGAGUAAGUUUCAUUCAGUUCAACCAUAAAUGUUGUUUUACGUGUAGGUAGAUGUGUGCUUAGUAUUGCUAUGAGUCUCAGAGGAUUAUUGCAGCUUUUCAGUGAAAUCAUUUUUUUCAUUCAGGAGCAGGAUUCCAGUCCUAAUCCCAUUUACCUGGGAGUAAGCCACAUUGAACUAAGUAGGACUUCCUUCUGAUUAGACAUUGUUAGAGUUAUGCUAUGAUGCAUGUUUACACACUGAACACCCAGCAAUCCUGUUUGCUCAGGUCUGUAACUCCAUUGCUUAGAAGACGUAGUCAGAAGUAGGGUCCAUUCAUUUAAAUGAAGCUUACUCAAAAUUAAGUGGGUUUGGACACCAGCAAACAAUUGCUGCCCAUAUAAGGUUCUGAUGGUACUGAAACUUCAGAUUUAUUUUCUAUACAUUAGAUUUCAGGCAACUGGACACAAGGAGAGGGCAGAUAAACUGGUGUGAGAUGGAAAGAAAAACAUCCAUAGAAGAUAACAGAAAAGGGGGGAAACUGCACAAAAGGAAGAGGAGAUUUGGCUGCUCAGGGAGGGAGAACCUUAGUUAACCUUAAUUAAAUUAAUAAGCAAAUCCUAUGGAUUUCUAUUUAGAAGCAAGGCCCACUUAUUUUAAUGGGAUUAACUCUCAAGUAAGUAUGCACAAGACUGGAACUUUUAUGUUUCAGUGUCGAUUUGGAAUGAACAUUAGUUUUAUUUAAAAAAAAAUGUAAAAUGACAAGACUUUGCAAAUUAAAAAGAAAGCUAUUCACUUUAGAACUACUACUCUAUGUUGCUUCAGUGUGGGCAAAUCUAGGGAGUUUCUUCAAACUUCACCAACAACAGAUGGUACAAUUACUAAAAGGGUUCAAAAGUGUGACCAACAGUACAUGAAAUAUUGGUUGACCUGUACUGAAAAAUAUAUGUCACUACCUCAGUGUGUGAUAUGUGGUGAGAUGUAAAUGAAGAGGGGAGCCUUGAGCUUGGCCACCUAAUCUGUUUGUGGAUGAGCUGGGAUUUGUACUUCAGUCUAGAAUCCAGAACCCUUUCAGAGGAUAUAAUAUUGGAGUUACUUGCCAUGUAUGAAGGCAUGUACUUGGACCAGCCACUGAGGAGGCCUUGGAGAGGUGAUAGAAAACUUUCCCUUCAUGAACUUGCAGGUCUUUUUUAGUUAAUGCUUGAUGUGUUUUCCCCUUUCUUUUGCAACAAACAGUUCCUUCCAUUGACUUCCACUAUCUGGAUUUGAUCUAGAAAGUUUGGGUUAGUUAUUUAUUAAAAUAUUUAUAUUCCACAUUUCCCAUUACUUUGAAAGAGCAUUCAGGUUGUGUAAUAAUAUUUCAAUUAAAACUGAUAUAUUAUUUAAAAAGCAAAUACAGUACAAAAAUUAAAAGAUUCAAACAACUAAUUUGGACAGUAUUUAGUCAUAGCCUAAAAGUUCUACAAAACAGAAUAGUAUUUAUUAAGCCCUGGAAAGUCAUCAAGGAUGGGGGCAUACAAGCAGGGAAUUCCAGUGUCUGAACACCACUGAACAGUGGAAAGGCUCAUUUCCAGGUUCCCACUAGAUGUACUUCUGGUUCUAAUUCACUGAACUUUAGAGGUAAUGAUCAGCAUCUUAAAUUGUCAUGUUAAGUGAACCAGCCAAAACAGCUGAAGUUAAUAGUGGUCACAUAGUCUCUAGCACUUUCCAUAGUAAAAAUUCUUACUGUUGCAUUCUGCACAAACUAAAGGUUGCAAGCACUGUUCAAGGGCUGCCCCGUGUAGAGUGUUUCAGUCAUCCAACCUGGAUGUCACUAAGACACGUAUGACCCUUGCCAGACCAUCUUUUCCCAGGAACCUAACCUGAGCAAAAGCAUUGUUGGCCAUGAUUGCUAUAUUGGCAUCCAGGACCAAAUAACUUUGGCACUGAUUUUUUUUUAAAGAGAAGCAAAGCCCUGUCCAGGUUAUAUUCGCAUUCUUGGAUCAGCUCUCCCAUUGACCAGUAGCAAUCCCACUUAUUAGAUCAUAUGCAUUCAUUUACUGCUAAACACCAGCUAAGAGCCUCCACGGGUUCCUUGGACUUGGGACAAAAAGGAGAUACAGAAUUGGGUGUCAUCACAGCAACAGUGCCCCCAAAUUCCUGAAUAACUCUUCCUAGCAGUUUAAUGUAGAUGUUAAAUACUAUAGAGGGCAGAAUGGAACUCUGCUGAAUCUUACAGACUGGAAGUAAUGGGGCUGAGCAUUAGUUCCCCCAGCUUGUACCAUCACCUGGAACCUACUGUCAAUGAGGACUGGGACUACCAGAAAAUUGUGUCCCAGGCCAAGCUCCAUCCUGACAGUAGAGAAUGAUACCAUAGUCAUGGUACUGAAAGGAAUUGAGAGGUCCUGUGAAACCCAGAAGGUUGUGCUUCCUCUGUCAAAUAUAUAGCAGGUUUUUAAAUCAGUUUGUUUUAAGCCACAACCUCUGGUUUGUAUAUAAUACCAAGCAAGGAUUAUUUGAAAGUGAAACUUCAAGGUUUCUUCUUGCCAUGUGAGAGCAGGUGUGUAUGUGUGUAAGCAAGCCUGAGGCUUUGCUGUGACUCACAUUAGCUCUUGCACAUAGUGCUAAACCAUCCUUGUGUCACAUGUGAAGUAGCCCAUUAAAUCUAUGUACUAACUAGUUUUUAAAAAAGGUUUGCAGCCAGCAGCAUUGGACAACUCUCCCUCACCUUGUUAAAUCUCAGAACAACGAAAAAAGAGUUUAUGGUAUUGGCGGGGGGGAGGGUAUUAGGUCUGGGUAGGCGAUGCUCCAUUGUAUGUAAUCCUUCAUUGUGUAUUUACCAAAUUUGGCAGUGGUAAUUAAGAGUAAAAAGCUUUGCUGCAAAUAUAUAUUGGGUUUGUGCCUAUAUUUUUGGAUGAUAGUAUUUUCUUUUGUUUGGGUUAAUUUUAGUUAGCUAAAAGCAAUUUCUGUUUGUUGGAACAGCUGGUUUACUGCUUUUAUCGUGCUGCUAGAUCAAGUGUAUUUUUUGGAAGAGUUCAGCAGUUGUUAAAAGCCAUAUAAGUAAACUUCUCAACAGUUACUUUUGAUGAACCAUAGUUAAGAUAUCCCUUUUUGAGUUUGAGACAGGAUGGGUAAAACUGGGACUGCCAUUGAUAAAGAGUGAACACUAGUUUUUUUUUUCUAAACUGUGCACGUAUUUGGAAGUCACUUUACUAAGGGACAGAAUUUUACGAAGGAAGCAGUAGUGAAUGCUGUACUCUUCGAGUAGAAUUCAGUGUUGUGCUCUUAAAAUUGUUCUGUCUACACAAGCAUUGCAGCUUGCUAGAUGGAAUGAUCCACACCCCCCCUAUGUGCUGCUCUGGGAUUUCUCCCAAUCUCCAAGAGCCAUUUCUUGGAGGGGAAAGGGAGCCCUGUUGUGUAAGGAGAAAUUCUUGCACCGGGAUUCCCCUGAUGGGGCUGAUGUGGUGAAUCCAGCCCUUUGAGGCUGUACACACUGUAAAGCAAUGUUUAGAUCCUGGUCUAGUGCAUAUUGGCUAUGGCAUGCAAAUAUUGGGUGUUAACUAAGAAUAUAAUGUGUGUCAUCUACAUUUAUAAUCUUUAAAAAGUUAGUGCCACUAGUGGAAUGUUUGUUGAGUAGACAUGCAAUAACUGCUGGAGCUCUAGGCAUUUGGUGGUAGAAAUAUGAAACACAAAAGCACUGGAUAAUACUUUAAUAUGUAUACUGUAUUGAGUAAUAGCAACAGGUGAGAUCUGCUUGAAAAUGUUGCAGUGUAGAGUGCUCCAGUUCAGAGAGUUAAGCCCUUUUUCCACAGCCAUCUUCCCUUCUCUGACUUUGCCAUACCCCUUCACCUGAUACUCAGCAUUCUGUGGCCACAGAGCAUGCUCAUGUCUUACCUCUUAGCAUUUUUUCCUAAAUAUUGUUUGUGUGUCUACAAACCUUGGGCUUCCGCCGAGCACUCUGAUAGCUCCCACUUUUUCUAAUAGGUGCUGUUUUGGUUCUAAUCCUGUCAGCACUUGGCAGCUGGGAUUGCUGUCAAAGUAAUAAUUUUAAUGCAGUUGUUAAGAGUUCAAUAACAAUAUUUUGAAUUUUCAUAGAAACCAUAGCAGCUUCCAUUAGUCAGUUGCUGAAAAGUCAGAAAUCAUUUUAAUUAGUUGCUGUCAAUUUUCAUUUAACUAAUACUUAUCAAAAAGGCACAGCAUCUUACCUUUUGAAUGGAAAUGUAGUACUGCUAUCCUGAAUCUAUAAAAAAUUAAUUGUUGCCUCAGCUGCAUUUCAUAUCUUUCUUCAAUGAUGAUAUGAUGAAAAGUUUAAAUUGACAUCAUUUAAUGUACGUGGUUCAGCCUAAUUUGCUCAGUGUAAAUUUUGCUAUUCUUUAUUCACUAAUAUUGCUGAAUGAGUUAAGUAGUUGAGUAUUGACACUGGAAGGGGCAAACGUUUCAGUUCUUAGCAGUCAUAAGUUUUGAAUAGGGCUAGCAAAGAAGUAUGCCCCUUACUGUGCUCUGAGGGGCACACCAGAAAUCUGUCAUAAGCUAAUUUCAGGCCUUAGUUUGAGUGAGUAUGUGGACCUGCAGAAGCACUUCCAAGUUUUACCUAUAUACCUAGAACAUGUGAAACAGUAUAAACAAUACCUUUGAGGACGUACAUAGCAUGUUUUUCUUGGUAUUGUAUUCUUGCAGCCAGUCUUUACAUUUUAGGAUGAGUUUUCAAGUCAGAAUCUGUGGCUUUCUGGAGAAUUUGAUCUCUGUAUAUAAUGUCAUUGUAUCACUUUCUGAUCUUGGUCAGUACUGCACUGUAGCUGAAUUACAUUUAGUUUUUGAAAUAUACUGUUAAUUGUUUUUCAAAAAUCUUACAGAUAUAAUAGUUUAAAAAAGUGAUUUAUUUUGUCCUUUUGUAUACCUUCUUUUCCCUUUUUCUUUUAGCAUCUUAGCUAUCAUGCUUUCAAAUGUGUCUUUGUCAUAAUGAAAGCUAUCAGCAUGCUCUUUUAUAAAGAAGCUGUAGUUCUUGGGGGUGGGGGUAAAUUACCAUUUUUACUGGGGUGUUUUAUGAUGUUAUUAUAGAUAGUUGUUAUAGCUCUUUAUCUUUAAAAAAUUAAAAAGAAAAAAACAGCCCACAAGUGACAUGGCACUAUGUUGGUUCUUGGACAUUCAUUGUUUCUUUGUAUAUGUGCAUGCUUUACAUGUGGUGUUUUCCCCACAUGCUGUUGUUAAUGUGCUAUGCUGUUAAUAACUUGAAUGUAUGUUGGGGGUUUAAGUAUUUUGUUUGUUGUUAUUUAGGGUCUCUUUGGAACUAGAGGAGGGAUCGAUUUUUUUCACAUAAAUAAACUACACUUCUGCCAUAAACUGUACGCUGGAGAGGUACAAGUUCUUCAUAUGUGCCUUUUCUCUACAUAGAGAUGAUCUAGCCGCUGUUUCAUACAUAGCAUUUCCCUAUAUGGGAAUGAACCCUACAUACAAAAAUGACACACAUAAAGAAGUUGUACCUGUCCAGACCACAUUUUGUUGGAAAAGUGUAGUGUAACCCAUCCUAACUUUAAUAUUAGUUAGAGGAAAGAUAUCCAGUUAUGCAGAUAUUUCAGAAGUAGAAUGUAGUGUUUACUCUGUUACUCUUUUGUGUUGAGAAUAUUCUGUUUCCCCUUCAUAUUCAUCAGCAAGAGCCACUUUAAGUGGAGAGAUUUCUAUUUGUCAUAUCUAGUUCUAGCUGAUCCAUAAGAUUAAUUUAUUGUUAGGGUUAAUAGAGAGCACCUUGCAAGGAAUUUCACUGCAAUACUACUUUGGUGAUAGGUGUGGAUCAGAAAAUUGUCCUAGAAAUUGGGAGGCCUCCCAUCUCCCAUAAGUGGUUUUUGGCCUGGAAAAUCAUUGCUGGGAUAUUUAAGCCUACUUUAUUAAAUAUUUGUCAGUGGAAAAGGGUAAAUUGCAUCUAAUUGACAAUGCAACAGUAACCAUGUAUACUCAGACAUAACUCCUGUUGAAUUCAAUGGGGGUAACCCCCAGGAAGAGGGUUGCAGCCCCAGUCAUAUUUAGAAAAGACCCAUUCGUAUGAACGGAUUAAGUUAGUUGUGAGAUGCUUAAAGUUGAUUGAUUUCUAUAGAUCUACUCUGAGUAUGACUUACAUUUUUAAAAGUCCAGUUUCCAUUUUGUGAUAGUGAAGUGAAACUUCGGUAAAGAGAGAGUAUUUUUAAGGCAGAAGCCUAAAUAACUGAAUACAUAGGGUACCAUCUGCCAUCAAGCAUUGUGGUUAAGAAUAAUGGAAAGAGUCUGCAUUCCAAAUAAAGUAGAGUUUCUGAACUCGGCUACGAAUUCAUGGCUGAGCAAUCCAACUCCUUUGAAUGUUUCAGCAGCAUUUAACAUUCAAUCACUGUCGUCGUUGUCGUAGUAGUUCCUUUUUCUUUUUUACAAGAAAGAAAUACAUAUUGAUUCAAAGUUUGUUAUUUUCAGUUGUACUCAAAGUACAAAUAUUUAAAUAGCCAAAGUGAAAUUUGUUUCUUUCAGCAAAGCAUAAACUUUCUUUGAAACUUUUAUUACUUCAUUGGCACUAUCUAUGUUAUAUAUAAUAAUUACUUCAGUAAAUUUGUUGUAAAAAAAAAGCAAAGUCAGCGAAGAUCUUGAAAAAUCAAGUUAAUCCAUAUUUAAUAUAUUUUAUGGCAGAAAAAUAAACCUAGGCAACUAAAUAUAUUAUUAUUUUUGAAAAAUAUGAAAUGCAAGGUACAAUUCCAUUAAAAUUCAGUUUUCAGUGACUAUGUCCCCAACAACUGAUGAAAUGAUUUCUAGAGAAUGUUUUGUUGCUGUACCUGUAUAAAGUUUCCCACCAGAAAAUCUGAAUGGGGUAUGGGCAGGGGAUGUUUUUCUUGCAGGACACAGUGUUUUAACAGUUCUAGAAAUAAUUAAGUCAGAUACAAGGAAAGUCACUUUGUGAUAAACAUGGCCCUUCUAUAAAAUGGCUGUGCAUGGUCAUUUUUUAUGGGAAUAUGGAAAAUUGUACCCAUACUAUUCUGAGCAUGCAUGCAGAUUAAAUUUCACUUUCUUUAGUGAUAAGCAAUUUAAAACUUACUCAAUCCUGUUAAGAGCAUGUGUGGAAUUCAGUCAGCUUUUACUGCAAGGAAAUAAAUGCUUCAGAACAGUACGUCUGUUGUUGUGCUUAGUAGUUGAGAGUAAAACUUCUGUUUUGGAGCUGCAGGGCAUGGCAUCCUUUUAAAAAAGUCAGCGAUAAAAGACAACAUUCAAGUUCUAACUUCUACAUUAACUGCUAAUAUGUAUUUAACAUUUCCAGAUUGAAAUGUGUAUUUAACAUUUCCAGAUUCAUAUAUCUAUAAAGGAACAUGCCUUUUUCUUAUGCAGAUCAGUUAAAAUAGAAUCAGUGAUGCUUCCUUUGAAUUUAGUUUGUUUAAUCUGUGAAAUUGCAAUCUUGUCUGUAAUGCACACAGGCAGAUCUAGUGGGGUUAAGGGAGAGGUGAAUGUAUGCAGUACUGUUUAGGGCUACUGCCUUAGUUUAAUGAUACUAAGGCUACAUAAAUUUAUACCAUUUUAGUAAAUUCUAAACAUUUUGUUGUAUUUCUAGUGAUCACCAAAGAAGAAGAAGUUCUUUCCCAUAGCUCUUUUGCUGUUAUUCAGACAAAGCUUUGCUUUCUUUGGAUAUCCACAAUAUGUGCAUGUGCACUUGUAAGUUCAAUUGGACUUCCUUCCAUGUGAGUGGACUUCCAUCCCCAACCUGCGGCCCUCCAGAUGUUUUGGCCUGCAACUCCCAUGAUCCCUAGCUAGCAGGACCAGUGGUCAGGGAUGAUGGGAAUUGUAGUCCAAAACAUCUAGAGGGCCGAAGGUUGGGGAUGCCUGGCCUAGAACCAUAUUUGAUGAGUGGGUUCUCAUCUAGUCUAGCAGUGUGCUCUGUAUUUUUUAUUAACUUCCUGUUCUUCAUUUGCAUUCUUGAAAUCUCAGGCCCAUGCCUUCUCUUGCUCUAUGGCAGAUGCUGCCAGUUUCUUCUUCAGCUCUAGCCUGGCCACGGGUGGUUUUUUUAUAAGUCAAAAACAUAAUGGAAACUAAAGGGUUGGGCUUUGAUCUGGUAUAUCUAAGUAAAAAUUCUCACUUGGUUGUGGGUGAUCAUGGCCUAAGACAGGAUUCUUUUUCUUUAAAGCAGGGGUUGUUACAGUUGGUUUGUAUAUAUGGUGCGCUGCAGUGCUCCUCCUUCAGCAUUCUAAAGAAUGGCAAUCUUUGAGAUCUGUUAGAGUAUGGGAAAAAAUUGUGGAGGGGUUCAGCUGUCUUAGUGCCCCCACUCCGCUCUGAGGAAAAACACUAGCAUCUUUCAUCAGAGUGCAACAUUGGGAUGACUGGCUGAGUUAGCCUUGGAUAAUUGUAAGGAAAAGCAACAACAUUGGGGCAUUUUAGUUCAAAAGCUGGUUAAAGGGGAAUGAGACACGGCAGAGGUUAUAAAAUUAUGCAUGAUAUGGAUCCAGUGAUUAGGAUCAGUCUGUCAAUACUGAUAAAUCUAUUGAGCUGUAGAGGCAGUGUGUAUCUUCGUACCACUUGCAGGGGGAGCAGCAGGCGGAUAUGGUUACUGUUUUCAAAUCCUUCUUGUGGGCUUUCUAGUGGCAUGUGAUUGGCCACUGUAGGCAAACAGGAUGUUGGGGCUAAGUGGACCUUUUCUUUGCUCCAGCACAGAUACUCUUAAAAGUCUGUAGUUGUUCUCCUUUUUACUAUAGAAAAUUUUGUCUUGAAGCUAUAGUUUUAUUUUUGCCAGUUUCUGUGGAAAAGCCCACAUCUGCAUUUUUAAAUUGGCCCUUUUAAAACCCACAAUUUAGUAUUUUUGCUGGGAAAGCAUUAGGAAAUUGGAAUUGGUGAGAUUUGGAAUGUUAACCUUGUGUUUGAGAUAGAAUAAUAGUUGAACAUUCUCUAUAGCUUAUCUCCUCUAAAAAAUUACUUAGGGCUCUUCACAAAGGUGACUGUCAAUUUUCUUUCUGACAUGGUGGUGUAUAUAAUAUGUAUGCUUCAGCCUAUAGUUCUGAGCCUACUUGUGGCUGAUUUUUCUCCAGUUCCUCCUUUGCAGUGUAGCUUCUGAGCCAUAUCCCAAGCUUCCUCUUUAAGCCCUCCAACCCUUAGGAGACCCAUCAGGUACCCUCACCUGGUUCAGGCAGCUAUUCAAGGCCAUUUCCAGGGUGUGGCUGCUGUCACAUGCUGACAGUUUUUAGGAGCCAGAGCUGAGAGCUGAGUGCAGAGUGGGGACCAAAGGUGGGCAAACUACCACAGAAGGAAUAUGACUUGUCUCCCGCCAGGGGUACUACCCCUCCCCUAACACCCCAUACACCCCAAACUUCCAGCGUACACUCAGUAUAUCAUCCAUUUUUCAGACAUUUGGCCUUUGUUUGUAACUUCAGAUUUUCCCCUGGAAAUGAUGUAUUUUAAAAUGUUGACUGUAACUUUUCACAGGUGUUUUAUCAGAAAUGACCAUGUAUAACCAUGUGCAAAAUAGGCAAUUAUAAAUUGAAGAAAUAUAUUUCGAUAGCACUCCAACCCUGAGCUAGGGAAGUUUUUAAUAUUUGAUGUUGUAUUGUGUUUUAAUUUGUUGGAAGCCACCCAGAGUGGCUGGGGAAACCCAGUCAGAUGGGUGGCUUAUUAUUAUUAUUAUUCCCUAAAUUUUUCUUGACUGAGAUUGUUUUCUGCGUGUUACACGAUUUAGAACUUUGGGGUCUCAACUGACUGUUAGUCCAGGAGUUGCAGAAUGUUCAAAAUUCAUUUUUAAAGAAAGUAUUGGCCCUCCCUGCUGGUAUUCCUAUUGCGUAUAUCCAUGCAGAAGUGGGUUGGCCUUCUGGUCAGGUAAAAAAGCAAGUUCAGCUCUUAAAUUUUCAGAAGAGAAUGCUAACUAUGCCAUCUUCACACUUGGUUUCUAUAGUUUAUGGCUCACCCCCUUAAAUUCUGCUUUACACCUACAAUCCAGUGACAUAUAUCAAUCUUUGUUGAAUUUCCUUGCAUAUGAGAGAGCUUCUUUGACUGAUGUGUUAACUAUCCAUUCUUUGAGAUUUUUUAGACUGUAUCCAUGUUUCAAAGUAGACCAUGCAAAAGCUACCUAUUUGGAGUUAAUUACUCUGGCUCCCCAUAAAAUUGCUUUUACGGAAUUAAGACUUGGUGUUUUACACUCUGCCUUUUUGGAUGGCAGCUAUAAGAAAUUCUCCUUGGAACAGCAUUUCUGUGCGAGGUGUAAAACAGCAUUGAGGACGUUGUUCACCAUAUUACUCAGUGCCCUCUAUAUAAGAUCCUGAUGAAGAAUACUUGCUGUGAGUUUACUCACAGAAAUAAUUUUGUUACACCAAGUGAGUUUGUGUGCUUUUUGCUGUUAGAGAAAGUUUAAAUUGCGUUACCUUGUGUCUGUCUGUAUUUGUGCUAGCUGCUAGGAAAUUGAAGAGUCAUAUUUGUGGCUCAUCUUUGAGUGUUUGUUAUCCUUGCUGUGGUUUAUAGCUAAACAAAUAAAAUUGCUACUAUUUCUACUUUGAUAGUUGAAGCUUGGGGUUCAUGAAAGGAUUGGAAAAACUUAUAUUAAACCAAGCCUUUAAAUUGUUGAAAGUUUCUUAACUUGGGUGGUGUUCAACUAAAUUUUACUCAGAGUAGACCCACUUGAAAUUGGUAGCCCAUUAGGUCUUCUCUGAGUAAAACAUCAUUGAAUAGCACUCCCUGUCAUUACUGUUAAGUUAUAUACACACUUGCACAACUUUCAGUUGCACACUAAUUACUUUUUCAUAUGGGGGUAGAUAGCUUCAGCAACUGGCAGCAGCCGUGGGUACAGGUAGGGUGCAGAAAACUGAUAAGUAGUUUCCCUUGUCCUGAUGCAUUUUGCAAAGAAGAUUAUUUCCCUGCAUUUCUGUUGGUGUAUCAUCAUUAUCUCAGAAUACCUUGUAUAUAUUGGGUAGAUAUUCUGUUUCUGAAUUCAAGCCGAAGGUACUGCUAUAAAGCUUGGGAGUAGUGCAUGUUUACGUGGCUACAUUAUUAAGCCUUUCAAACCACACCACAGGCUAAGCAUUUAUAUAGACAUAAUGUUGUUGUGUCUCCAAGUGAUAGUUUGAAGCAUUAUGAGCUCAGUUCCAUGGUUUGCCAUUAAAGGUGAUCUAGGCAAACUUUGGUUUGCACAACUCAUAGUUUGACGAGUUUGGUUGUAAUAGCAAACAAUGGCUAACAGAGAGAGAAAAACGGAAGGGUAGGAAGGAUGGCUGGAAUAUACAAAUUGCAAGGUUUGUUCAUGUAAUGUCCAAUGAAGUCCAAUGUGGAUGGAAAAUAGAGUUAGAAGCCUGAUGGUCACUUUUGCUGGCUUGUGUCAUUUUCCAUUUUGUGCAAAAAGACUUUCAUAUUGAUUGUGAUACUGUUCUUUCUCAAAGUUUAAGGAGCCAACAUUUCAUUGUGAUAGACUAGGAGUUGUGAGCAAGGUAGUAUUUUGUUCAGAUUGCGAAGCAUAAUCAUUGUCAGCAGAAAGCUUCCUUGCACACUUUCCUCACAUUCAGUCGCCUGGUUUGCAUAUGACAUUAAUUAAACCAUGGCUUAAUGUUAUGUGUGAAUCCGGCCCAGGAGUUUAACUAUGGUUAAAGGUUGCUCAGUAACCAAGGUUUGUAGUUGGUUUAUAUAUCUUUGUUAAUGUUGACCAUAUCUUAGUGUUACCUUUGAAUCUAGACUAUGGUUAAGAAGCCAUCACUACCCAAAAAUAUAGAGGUGCAAAUGAAGAUCGGUAGAAAAUUCAAACCACCCACAAAGUUCUGCUGCUCUUGCAAGUAGUUCUAACUAUUCUAUGAUGUAAUAAACAAAGGUUUAAUUAUCAUCUGCCAGAUGCCUCAGAUUUAACUAUGGCUUGUUAACCAUGGUUAAUGUUAACUACAUUUAUCAUUAGCCAUGGUUUAAUGUUAAUGUAUAAACCAGGGGAAAUGCAGAAGAGUUGUAGUGCAUGGUAUUAUUAGUGUUCAUCACUUGGAAAUACAUAUAUCCUAUUUUAUAUUCAGCAGUAAUGUUUUAAUUUUGCAUUUAAAUCAGAAACCAAGUAAGUACCUAAUUUAGGAGUUGUUGCCCUCAGCAGCUAACAAAAUAACCUCAGUUUUGUGCUGUAAUUUAUGGCCAGACAUGGAAUAAUACUUACUGUGUUGAAGUGACUGUGAAGCCUGGUGCAAUGUGAGUGAAUGGCCCUGCCACUUUUUCUGAAGAGUGGAAUUAUUCUUUUAGAUCACGUUGGGUUUUGAGGGUUGUUAGAAGUGGUGAGAGAUAUUCUUACUGCUUCUGACCACACCAAAGCUGAGACAAAGUGCAGAUAGAACCAUAACCUCCCCUUGAAUCUUUUAGAAUGUGUCAAAUGAUUUGGGCCACAAUGUGCUGUAAAGCACCUUGGAAGCACCUUGCUUCUACUUCCAAGUGUCUGUAAAGCCAGGCCUAACAUGAAAGUCUGAGCACCAUCUCUUCUUCUGUGUGUGUCCAAGGACUGGAACUGGGAAGGGGGUUGAGAGCACCACAGUUACUGUUUUUAAAUCUCUUCCUUUGGGGGGGGGAACCUUUGAAAUUGUUACCCCAAAGCAUGUUUUUUUAAAAAAUGUAAUGGGCUUAAUGUAAUAGGCUUCUUUAAUGUAAUGGGCUUCCUCUUGGAGUGCCAUGAGUAGGCAUUUGGACCAUACACACAAGUUGUAGCAGCUUGGUGGCAACUGUCAAAAGUGCGCCCACCAAAUGGGGAUUGGGAAAACAGGGCUCUAUUAUGGGGUCCCUGAGGACAGGAGAACUGUGCAUACCAUGGGCUAGAUGAAGUCCAUUUGGACUUAACUGGAGUGUUUCAGAAAACUAAAUGUUUUUAUCUGGUUUUGCAACCAUGUUUUCCAUAUAUAUUUUUUUUAGUCAUGAAUGCUUAAAACAAACCUUUAUAAAAGCUUAUCUGGGUCCCCACAAGCCUCUUGUCCAGACUCUGUUUUCUGUGCCUUUUAGCCCCUACUGCUUCUCCAUUGUUUUGUUUUCUUCAACAACCAUGAACAUUGGUGCCACAGAGUGAUAAAAAAGUUAAGCUGUGUUUAUCAUGAUUGUAAAAAUAGUACAUCUGCAUCAAGAACUGUGUUUUGUUUUUCAUGCACUUAGUUUUGUUCCAUUUGUUUUGUUUUCUACCUCAUUUUCUACUUUUAUAAAUAAAGUUUUUGAAAAUAAAAAUGAACAAUGUUUUGCUACAAUGGUGACUGUUGAAAUUGUUUGGCAGACUGGUGUUCAGUAGCAUGCACAGUUUCCUGAUGACCUAUGUAAGUUGCACAUCUUGGCACUUCUUCUGGAUUCGCAAUUACCAUUUGGAAUAUGUCUUUUCUUCUUGCCAGAUACAAUUCAUGCCAUUGCCAGAAGCGUUUACCAAAUCAUGCAAGAAAGAUGUAGUUAACAGUUUAACAGACCUUUAGAUGUAGAAAGAUCUUGUGGACGGUUUGCAGAUGUAUUCACUGUACACUUUGUCAGAUUAUUAGAAUUCGGUUUAUACAGUAUAUGAUUGUUUUGGGAGUAGGUGAAUGUCGGAAGCUGGCUUUUAGAUUUAUAUGUAGAUACAUAGUUAUACAGAAGAAAUAAUGAUACUUGAUUUAUUUCAUCACAUCACAAUCAGGCAUGACUCAGAAUCAGAAUCCAGUGCAGAAUUUUGCAGGUAGAGGCUGGCUCGAGUCUCAGGGUCAUCUAUUAAGUUCAGUGGGACAAAGUACACAAGUUUCAACAUGAGCUGAGAGGCAGCAAACCCUGAUAUCAUCAGGGCAGAUGGGUAGAUUAACCCAUUUCCUAGUUGUGUCACCGAGUAUUUGCCCAACAUCACCAUAAGACAGAAUUUGGUGCAGGGACCUCAUCAGAUGUUCUCUAAUGCCACCAUGGGAGGGCCCUUAAGGUCGAUAUAUAUUCACAUUGGUGAAACAUUAAAACUGCCCACAUUACAAGGUAGGGAAUGGUGGCUUUGCUUUCUGGGAAAUGGGCGUAUAUUCUCUCUCCAGGUCUCCUCUCAAGAAACAUGUGGUGGAACAGCCAAGUGCAGUCUUAAUUCAAAACUUUGCCAGUGAAAAUCAAAAUGCACAAAUCUGUGGUAGCUAAGUUUUAGAGAGAGUAAAUUAUUGAAGCUCCAUUAUAGUUCUUUCUGCUUGUAAAACGGUACUCUGGAACUAUGUUUAUAGUGUUUUCAAGUGGAAAGUUACAUUUGUACAGAAGGAAUGAUUGGAUGAAAUCAUGUUAGUGCAAAGUAAGCAUUUUACAUUUUACAUUCAAGUGAGCUUCCUGCUUGAAAUCUUUGGUGCCUGUCAAUUUGAAGUUAGAGGUGUUUUGUGUGCAGAUCUUAAUCCUGUUCAUUUGCUAGUUUUCUUCUAGAUGAGCCAGUGUAGACUCUCAAAGCUUUGUCGGAUAAAGAAAACCACAGUAUUUCAAAUGUUUGAAAUAAUUUCUUUCCACACCAGGAAUUAACUAUACCACCUCAUUUAAUGUAACCAACUGUUCAUUUUCAACAUGGUGGUGACUUAUUUUAUGGAAAGAAUAGCAAUUUUCAUUCCUUAUUGGAAAGAGAUUUACUUUAAAAGGGAAAGAGGAUAGGAAAUGAAAUUUUUAAGUCUACCUCAACAUUGUGUAGCUUGGAAUGUUGUUGCCAAAAACAGUGUGGAUUACUUGCCCAAUGUAGAUUACUUUUAUGGCUCUCUAAAGAAAUAUUUAUUUUCCCCUUCCCUUCCCUUCCUAGUGGAAGCAGUGUUCUGUGGAAUUCAAAAACUCACAAACUACUUUGUGAAUUUUGGUUGUUUCUAAUAAAACUUCUGUUUUACUGUUACUGAUUGAAAUUUAUUUUUCUAUCCAAUUACAACUGUUUCUGCAUUUACUGCUAUGGGUGUUUAAUAACCAAUGGGGUGUCAUUCUGUUUCAAAAUGUCAUUUUUCAUUUCAUUUUCAUAUUCAUAUAACAUAAGCUUGUAAAAAAAUCCUCAAUAUGGUUUACAAUUAAAAAGAUAAUGCAGAAUUGCAUAAUAGAUAAUAGUGAUUCCAGUCUGUUGCUGUUUUCGGAUGGGAUUUUGUCACAUACUGGCAGAUUCAGGUUGUGCAGUUAACUUGACUUGGAGCUCCUGCAUCCACUUCCACAGAAGACUGGACUUUUUAUAAUAAGGAAAGAGAUGUGGAACUUCAUUGGAAAGUGUGUGAUAAGACUUGCUUUGAUGCAAUGGAGUUUGUCCCUGAGACAAAUUAGGAUGCUUACUCAUUAAAUAGCAAAUAUCAUCUAACGUCUUUUCAAACAAAUCAGGAUGAAUGCUUACUAAACAAGUUGUCUGGAAGCAACCUAUGUCAAAGAACAUGGUUGGACAGUUACAGGCUGAACACAUUAGUGGAUGUUAUACAGAAUAAGGAUUCUGAUAGUUUCUCCCUGGCUAGAAUCUUCUUGGUAUAUCCUUUUACAUAGACUUCCUGCUGAGUGGAUUAAAAGAGUACUUCAUUUUAAUGAAUCUGGUAACAUAGGCACACAUAUAUUCAUUUGGAUAUUACAAAAAUUUCCUGAUCUUGUCACAAGACUACAGUUUCCAAUAGUCAGUAAUUGCAACCUACUACAGUGGUACCUCGGGUUACAUACGCUUCAGGUUACAUACGCUUCAGGUUACAGACUCCGCUAACCCAGAAAUAGUGCUUCAGGUUAAGAACUUUGCUUCAUGUUGAGAACAGAAAUCGUGCUCCGGCGGCGGGAGGCCCCAUUAGCUAAAGUGGUGCUUCAGGUUAAGAACAGUUUCAGGUCAAGUACAGACCUCCGGAACGAAUUAAGUACUUAACCUGAGGUACCACUGUAUCAAUUAAUUACAAGAGCUGUGAUGUUUCGCUAUAUUAAAUUAUUCCAAAACACUAAUGCCAAAUAGACCUCUACCUGAAUAAACCUAUGGAGCAGUGAAUUGAUCCUGGCUAUUACCGUAUUUUUCGCACCAUAGGAUGCACCGGCCCAUAGGACGCAUCAAGUUUUUUUGGGGGGAAAUAAAGAAAAAAAAAUUAUUUCCCCCCCCCCGGGCGCUAUGGGGCCGGCAGCGGGAGAAGCGCUCUUCUCCCGCCGCCCGUCUUCAGAUCAGGUCGGGGGACAGCGGGGAGACGCGCUGCACCUCCCAGCUGUCCCCGGAGCUUGCGGGGAAGGCAGCGGGGAGAAGCGCUCUUCUCCCUGCCGCCCGCCUUGAGAUCAGGUCCGGGGACAGCGGGGAGACGCGCUGCGCCUCCCAGCGGCCCCCGGAGCUUGCGGGGCAGGCAGCGGGGAGAAGCGCUCUUCUCCCCGCCACCCGCCUUCAGAUCAGGUCCGGGACAGCAGGAAGCCGCGCUGCGCCCCCCAGCUGUCCCCGGAGCUUGCGGGGCCGGCGGCGGGGUCUCCCGCCAUCAGCCUCCAAACCACUUCGGGAGACAGCGGGAUGGCGGCGUUCCGCCUCCCUCUGUCCCCCGACCUUGUGGGGCUGGCGCUGGGGCUCUCCUGAAGCCUGGAGAGCGAGAGGGGUCGGUGCGCACCGACCCUCUCCGCUCUCCAGGCUUCAGUGAAAGCCUGCAUUCGCACCAUAGGACGCACACACAUUUCCCCUUCAUUUUUGGAGGGGAAAAAGUGCGUCCUAUACGAAAAAUACGGUAGUUCACUUUCUCCCAGACAGUGGUAUAGCAAGAGCAAGGAUAAACAAGGGUGAUGUGCUGCCACUUUUUUAAAGCAGUUAAUGAUAUCAUCUCCUGGGUGCUUUUUGCCAUUUCUCAGCACGAGAAACAACAACAAACCAGGCCGAGGCAGAUUAUAUUAACUACUACUUUUGUUUUGAAAAGUCAAAAAUCCUUUUAUUAUGACCAACCAAAAUGCCACAAAAUAAAAACUUUUAAAUCCUCCAGGAUGAAUGUCAAACAAAGGGGGUAGGGAAAGAAUGCACCGGACAAAAAUUCUCUUUUGUUGUAUAAUUUUAGAAGUGGUCAUGGCUAUUGAAGGGUUGCAGUGCAGAGCACCAACACUUCAAACUCUAGCACUAUAACAGUGGUCCCAGACACCCUCUUCAAUCAAGGCCUCUUUGCUUUUUGGAAAAAGGCAGUGGCCAGAUGCGUAAGGGGUGCUAAUAUAGAAAGAGCAAUUUUGACCAUUAAAAUGACAACUGCUAUAUAAUGGAGCAACUACACUUAAAAUUUAGAGUGGUAAGAAGUGUUUUUUUUAAAACCAAUGCAAGAAGAAAGCUUCUUUUGAUCCUUCCUUUCAGGUUCAGAGCUGACAGCCCUUUCUCAUGCCCUUAGAUAGUAUCUCCCCUAGUGUGCUUUUUGGAUGCCACAGCUGAUACUGAAUGCAGUGUUACUUCCUCUGUCAGAGGUGGGUUCUUAGAAUCAUGUUGACAAAAACGUUCUCCAGCCAUUGGCUUUUCAGACUUAAAGUUACAACUCAGGGUGCUGAUUUUGGUGUGCAAAGCAUUAAGUAGCUUGGGCACUGUGUGCCUACAAUAACUCUCUCUUCCUUGUUUGCUGCUUUAAUUUCCAAGAUCAGCAGCAUGUAUGCUUUUGACCUAUACCAUCUCUGCCAAGUUCAUAUGACAAAGAAGUGGAAAGACAUUCUUGGUGGUUGCCCCAAAAUGUAGGCUAUGUUCCCAUUGGUGACAUGCCUAAAACCAAAGCCAGGCAUCUUCCCAAAGCAAUUCAGGACCUUUGGGUAAAAAGCAAACAAACAGCCUAGUGAGUUUUAAAGGGUAUUUUUUAAAAUUGUGAGUAAAGAGAGGAUUUGAUUUUUCUUUCAAACUAUUUAAACCCUUGUGGCUUCUUAUAUUGGAACACGUGCAUUCUGUAUUUCUGCUUGAUGUGAAGCCAGAGAAGGUGUAACUUGAUCUUUGAGCCACGUUUGGUAAAUACUAGUUUUGUGAAUACAUUAAGUUCUACGGUUAACAGAAAAACACUAUACCAGAUAUGUAGUUUAUUUUCCCCUCUUCAUUUCAAAUUGUUAGGCGGGAUUAAUGACCCGUAAACUCGUUUUCACUGUGAUCUGAUAAUGUUUGUUGGUCUUAACUUGCUCUUCUUGUUGAAAUGUUUCAAUAAAAUGGUUUCUCACAAAAUUUUCUGUAGAAUAUAAGUAUUCAAAAUAUUUCCUACUACUCGCUGCUACUUAGCAUGACUGUUACUGCCUAAUCCAUGGGUAGGCAAACUAGGGGCCGGAUCCGGCCCAGUCGCCUUCUAAAUCUGGCCCACAGACGGUCCGGGAAUCAGCGUGUUUUUACAUGAGUAGAAUGUGUCCUUUUAUUUAAAAUGAAUCUCUGGGUUAUUUGUGGGGACUGCCUGGCAUUUUUACAUGAGUAGAAUGUGUGCUUUUAUUUAAAAUACAUCUCUGGGUUAUUUGUGGGGCAUAGGAAUUUGUUCAUUUCCUCCCAAAAUAUAGUCCGGCCCCCCACAAUGUCUGAGGGACAGUGGACUGGCCCCCUGCUGAAAAAGUUUGCUGGUCCCCUGGCUUAAUAUAAAGGAGCAUUUCAUUUGAAUAUAAAGCCCACCCAAAUUCCCAAAUGAUCUUGAAAAAUUGUCUUGUGAAUUUAUUCUCGCUGUACUAGUUUGGUGGAUUUGGGAAAAAGUGACACCCCUGCCUUAUCACAUUUCCUCCAUCAAAGGUUUUUUGAUAUAUACUACCUCUUCUAAAAAGAAUCGGGAGUUACAAGAGACUAGUAUACUAGAAGGCUAAUGCAUUCACAGAUCAUUUUUUUUCAACCUUUUAACAGUAGACACUGUGGGAAGUGAGUGAGUAGCAAAGGAACAAUGAGGAGAGGUGUUAAAUCUUUUUACCACCUCCACCUUGUGAUUCCACUAAACACCCUGACACUGCUAUUAGCCCUGGAAGGAAGUUUAUUUGGUACCAAUGGAAGCAUCUCUCACAACCAAAAAUAAUAUCCUUUCAAGGGGAUACUUUUGGAGGUACUAUAAUGUGGGGGAAAGGAUUGCACAUAGCUAAUCUCCUCACAUCCCCUUGUGGCUACUGUUGCCAAAGGAGCAACAUUUCACCUCACACAUUUCAACAUCACAACUGUUUUGGCUCUGCACGUUGGAAGAAACAGUGCAGAUGAUCUGUAUUUGAAGAUAGGACUGUUCUCUUGUUCCCUCAAGUAUGUUUGCUUGGGGUCUCAUAAGUCUGAGUGAUAUUCCCAUGGUUUUAGCAUCUCCAAUGUAGGAAGAGGGGGUAUACCUUCCUAUCUGAGGGCCACAUGGACAAAUGUUUUAGAUCUGUGAGUAAACACUGUGAUAUUGUUUCUUUCUGCAGCCUAUGCAGACAAUGGGUAGUCCUCCAGCAUGCAUCCAGGUUGGAAGAAACUGCAGCCACUUGGCAGGGCUGUAGGCUGUUUCUGUGACUUGCUGUGUGAGAGAAGCAUAAACAAUUUCUGCUGUAAGUUUCUUGUUUUUCACCUGCAGCAUUUCAGAGUAAGCAAUAUUUAAGUAACUUCACAAAUAUUGAAGUGUCCAGGCUUUUUAAAAUGUAUUUGCGAAUACAUGUGCAAAUAGAGUAGCUCAAGAAAAAGUACACUGCAGCUGAAAGCAACAUACAAUGUGAAACAAUAAUGAAAUUUGGAACACUGCUUUUUCUAUAGUAUAGAAAAAAGAUACUGCUCCUGAAAAAGAGAUGUGUUAAAAAGUGUUGGAUUUGUGGACAAUAGGGAUAUGAUUAGGUGUCCAUGCUGUUGACAUUGACCAUGGUGCUGGUCCUUCCUGCCUCUUAAGUGUGUAUGACUAUUCUCACUACUCUGCCACCUCCUGGUUCAGAAGGAGUAGUGCAAUUUGUCUGUGUUACGCUGUACAAUGGUACCUCGGUUUACGAACGUUCUGGAAGUCCGUUCUUAAACCAAAACUGUUCUUAAAGCAAGGCACGCUUUCCCUAAUGAGGUCUCCCGCCACUGGUGCCCUUCCACCGUUCGGAUUCCGUUCUUAGACCGAGGUAAAAUUCUCAAACUGGGACACUAUUUCCAAUUUUGCAUAGUUUGUAAACCGAAUUGUUCUUAAACCAGACUGUUCUUAAACCGAGGUACCACUGUAUUUGAGGUUGCUUGGAGCACCCUCUAAGAACAGCCCGGCUACAAGUUCCCCAUUCAUUCCAGAUUUAGGUGAAAGGCUGGACUUAGUCUGUGUUGGGCUGUGUUUUGGAAUCACACCAAUAGACCUUGGAAGUACAGUACAGUACAACAAACAUGUGCUCCAGUCCUCCUCCUGAAAUUAGAGAUGGGGAAAGGAAUUGUUCCUAACCUUGUGUCAUGCCUUAGAAGCACUCACCACCUCUGAAGCUCAGUGUGAUGGCAUUCAGUGGUUCCUGAUAACCAAAGUUUGGCUAGUUACCAAGGCUAGCAAAAUAAAAAUCAGAUCCUUGGCUACAAUCAGUGUAGGAUUUAUCUUUCUUCUUUUAUUUAGUAUAAUAUAGCACUAUACAGUACGAUCACAUAUUGCAUGCAGUUAACCUGCGCAAUUUCAACCAUGCACAGUUGAAAGCUGUUAUUGCAUGCAAGGCAGAGGACCAGGUUUUCCUUGCUUACCAGGCUUAGGGAUGCUCUAGUAAGAUCUUGCAGGAACUCAGGCAGCCCCAUGAAAUCUUGUUAGAGCAGGGGUCACCAACAUACGGCCCAGGGGUCAGAUAAGGCCCGAGGGACUCGUUUAUCCAGCCCCUGGCGACUGCCACCCGCUCUUACCGAUGCGGUGCGGUGCAGCGCGGGGACCCAUUUCCGGGUCGGAGGAGCACCGGAAAUAGCUUGCGCAUGCACACGGGCCUCCUCCGACCUGGAUGUGUACCGGAAAUAGCGUGUGCGCGCGCGCUCCCUCGCCCUCCAGCCCACCAUGCAGUCGUUGCUGGAGACACCGGCCCGAGGCAAGGAAAGCUUGGAGACCCCUGUGUUAGAGCAUUCCAGAGCUGAAGGUGAGGAUGGUCAUGUGGGGGCAGUUCCAUGGUACAUUCAUUGGGUACAUACAUUUUUGUUUAUAUGCACCAUCCCUGGAACAUAAGCCCAAUGCAAGAUGUGAUCAUACUGUACUUUUUAAUUCUGGUUCUCAUUUAUGAAAAAUUGCAUAGGUAAUGUUGAAAAUAAAAUUGAACACUGCAUCUUUUAAGACGCUUGUGCUUUUGUAUAGGAGGGGAGUUGGGCAAACUAUCACAAUCUUAAUAAUCCUGAAUGAAUAGUAAAACACUGAAGAUUAUGAUGUGAGUCGUAUAGCCCCAAGUAGGACAUGUGAAAAGAAACAGAAGUAGGCAUUGUGGGAAUAUCUUACUGGCCUAAACUUGCAUACUGAAUAUUCUGAAAUGGUGAAAAUCUAAUUUGCAGGAAGCUUGGGUAGGUCACAGUAUUGUUUGACUACAUUCUGAAAGGACAUGUAGAAUAAGAACAAAAAACAAACACACAAUUCAUUCUCAUAUUUUCCACCAACUUCUGGAGGCUGCUUCAAGCAGCAGUGUUUGCAGUUUGAGGCCUGGAAAUGGUUGAGCACCGUAAAAAGUUUUAUAAUAGAUACCAAGUGAACAAAUACAAAUUGUUCAUACAGUUUUAUUUCUAAUUUGUCAUUUAAUUAGUUGGCUGUAUUUUCAAACUUCUUUCUCCAAAAGUGGCAGGUUAAGAAAGUUAAUAUAAGGAUUCAUACCAGCAAAUGCAGAAAAAAGACAUUAGUUCCUCUCUUCUUAACAUGCAGUUUUUUCCUUCUUCCCCAUCCCCUUCAAUACUGUUUCCUAACCGAAAGAUUAUUCAGAAAACUAAAAAACAAAGCAGGGAAUAAGGGGCACACACAUUAGCUUACUCACCAGCAAGCCAUUGUUAGAAAUUAGCCUAGCACGUUUUGCUACUGGCACAGGCCCAAUUGUGACUAUGUGAAGAUUUCUGGGCGCCAAGUUGGCAACCACAAUUUAAAAACCUCUGCCUUAGUCCGUAGUUAAGCCAGUUCCAUUCCCACUGUGUGUGUUUCUCCUCCUUGCAUACUGGGACAAGUGAAUUGUUGCAAGAGCAAGAUACAGUCAAGCAAUGUAGUUCAUAUCGUAGAAUUGUAGCCUUGGAAGGUACCCUGAAGAUCAUGUAGUCCAACCCCUGACGAAUAAACAUUCCGUGUAGUGACCGUAACCUACAUUUAAGGUACCUAAUGGCACAUACCCAUUAGCUCUUUAGAAACCAUGUUGUUGUUGUUGUACCCUACCUAAAGGUAGCUUACAGAUAAAAAUAAGGACUGUUAAAAACACAGAGAGAAACAAUUUAAGCCUUCCGGUUCUGAAAGUACUGAUGCCAAGCUUACAUUGCCCUCAGGUGUAUCCUUCCUGUUACUGUUCCUUUGCCAAUAAGAAAUUAUAUCCCUUGAUUGGAUGGUGAGUGGAAUUAACAUUUCCCCCCACUUCAGAUAAAAGUCAUUAGUGCACACACAUGUUGAUAGGGACAGGCUAGUUUUGGAGUGAAGAAACUUUUUUUUUUUUUUUUGGUAGCUGGUACUGCCAGACUGAAUGGUCACUUCUGGCUCGGGGCUUAAUCUACACACAUGGAACAUGUUGCUGCAUGUCCUUAAGAGGUGGAGGCAGGACAAGGUAUGUGGUCAGAUUGUGCAGUUUUGCACAGGUUUGGCAUGCUUAAUUGAAAUAGACCAGUAUGACAUGUGGAAUCUUGAAGUGCGCUUUUCAGCUACCCAAAUGUGUCUUCAAUCAAGGAAUAGAAUUGUGCAGCAAAUGACAGUUGUAGACUGCCUGAGCUAAGCUGUGUUGCAAGUUCUCCUGAACAGGGCCAUUAAAUAAGGGAACCAUGAAUAUAGUCUCCUGCAAACAUAAAGGUAAAGGUACCCCUGCCCGUACGGGCCAGUCGUGUCCAACUCUAGGGUUGCGUGCUCAUCUCGCUUAAGAGGCCGGGAGCCGGCGCCGUCCGAAGACACUUCCGGGUCACGUGGCCAGCGUGACGAAGCUGCAGCUGGCGAGCCAGCACCAGCACCGCACACGGAAACACCGUUUACCUUCCCGCUAUAAAGUGAUACCUAUUUAUCUACUUGCACUUAGGGGUGCUUUCAAACUGCUAGGUGGGCAGGAGCUGGGACCGAAAGACGGGAGCUCACCCCGCCGCAGUGAUUCGAACCGCCGACCAUACGAUCAGCAAGUCCUAGGCACUGAGGUUUUACCCACAGCGCCACCCGCGUCCCUCCUGCAAACAUAGAACAUACUUAACACCAUGCUUACACUAUGCAUGACUUUGCUAAUGGUUCAUUCAGCAUGAAGCCAGUCAAUUCGUAUCUGCUCAAUUGCCUAGCAUUUAGAAAAAGUGAGUAUAUUGAGUGCUUUGUGAAAAACAUGCAGAUAUUUAUGAGAUUUUAGACGGUGAAUUUAUUUAAUAGAAUCUGAACAGGUUGGUGCAAUUAUGGGCACAUUAGAAUCUGGAAUAAAAUAUGAAUAAGAAUAUGGUAAAAAGAUCAGCACACUUAUUCGUAUUACUUAUUGGUGGUUUGGGGAAGUUUAAAUUAUCCAAGAACAAACAUUUCUCUUUACUGAAUUUCAGAGAUUGGUACAACGGAAGAACUAUGUGUUCUGUUCUUGUUGUUGUUGUUUACAGUAAAUUUACAAUUGUCCCUAUCAGUGACCUCACAAACAGGGCUUCUUGGAAAUUAAAACAUUUGCUACAACUCAGUUGUGCUAUAAUUUUUAUAUUCAUAAGCAAUUUUGCAAAAAGUUUACAUUUUAAAAGUUGCUGAACAAUUUGUAUAACAAUUUGUCAUGAAUGGUAUUGUUGCCAAGAGUAGUUCUCCCCACCCAUCCCUUUUUAUAGUUUUUGUUGUAGCUGCUGUUAUUGGCCAGUCUUUUCUGUGGGUGCUAAAGUCUAAAAGAAUGAAAUGUAUAACUGAGCCAUGGACUUAGAAUAUUCUAUCUUAUGUUCUAUUACAAUAGUUGCAUUUUAUUUGUGUGAAGUCCAUACAUUUCUAUCAUAUAGACACCUAGAAGCCUGAGGCCGGAAAAAUCCAGCAAAGAUGCAUGUGAUGCAGGAAAAAACCCCUGCAUACCUGACCAGACCUUGUUUUACUGCAGCAGUUCUCGGUAUUGAAAAGACAAAUUGCUUCUUCAGCUAAUCUCUUUUUGGCAGUGCUUCAUACUGCAGCAAAAGGAGAAAGCAAAGUUAUGUCUGCGCGCAUAGUUGUUGUUUGCCCCUGUGUCUUUUCUUCCUUUGGAGACAUGCCACACUAGCUCUGUGGUGUCCAGUACACAAUUUGUUACACAUUUAUUGAUAUAUCUGCAUCGUGUUUAUACCUGCAGCAGCUUUCAGUAAAUAUAUUGAAACAGUAAGCAGAUUUGAUAAAUUAACAAUAUUGCAACAGCAGCACAAAAACCAAAUGACAGCAAAGUGAACAUUUAUUUAUUUGUGCAAAUUUGUAUAUGGUUAAUAAUAAAGAAUAUCAAAGUGGUAUAAAAUAUAAAACACCAUGAAUUAGAAAUUUAGUAAGAUACCGUCAGAAAAAUGAUUUAUGUGUCUUUGUACCCAAACUCGGUAUAUGUUAAUUUGUUACGAGAACCAAUAAAGUUGGUCAAAAGCUGUCUUGACCAAAGCCACCACUUCAAUACUCCCAGAUGAUGUACCUGCUCCUCCCCCUCUAGAACAAGUUGUCAUAGGGUCUGCUGUCCCCACUACCUUCAUCUUGUUUGGAUUAAGCUUCAGUUUGUUGGCCCAUGUCCAGCCUUUCACUGAUUUCAAAUACAAGAGCUUCACGGGUUACUUAAAGUGAGAUUUAAAAGCUGCUGGGGGCAGGGGGAAUAGGCUGUGAUGAGCUCCCCUGCAGGACCUCAGAAGUCAACUCUCAUGUGGACAAACAGAAAUGUGUAAUACUAUCUUCAGAGACCUGUCCUUCAGGAUAGAUUAGAACCUUGAAAUGCACUCCAGAUACUCAUAAUGAGAAAAUUAAAUGCUCAGUGGCACUGAAAGUUGAUGCAAUUAAGUGCUAUCGAAAUUUGUGGAAGUACUUAUUUCCCCAUUGGCAAGACAAGUUUCACUCAGUUUUACAGUUCUAGAAAUUUACUCAGUGGGUUUCCAUUGGCAUCCUGUCUCUGAUUGGAGAAGGGUCGGGCUACUACAACACAGAUGCCUCCCAAGUUCAAGGACUUGGGGAUGUAAAAGGUAGCUUCUUCGUUUUCACUGGCUUUUGCAUAAGCAGUGUGGCCCUACCUGUACUUUCUAGAAAAGCCCAUCAUGAAGACUGAGAAAACCCUUCUCUUCCUGAAUUCUCUGCACCUGCAAAAUUAAGGAAGGCGUGGUUUCUUUCUCUUUUCUUUGGCCGCAGGAGUCAGUGUGACUACAAAUACUUGCUGGCUAUUAAUCCCUGCUCAGUCUUCAUCUCUAUGAUUUGUCCAGUCACAGAAUGUGACAGCUGCCUUUUCUUGGUUUGACCCAUUUAACUAAGUUAUAUAGUUCUCAAACAUUUCUUAUUUCUAAAAGACUUUUUUGCUUAGAUUUCAGUUUAUUUUAAUAUUUUUGUUUCAGUUUGGUUGAGUUUCAUUUUUGUCCAGCUACACUUCUUUUGCAAUUUAAGAAUUAAAGCAUAAAAGUUGCAAAGUGUAAUUCCAUGUUGUAUGGCAUUUGAAUAUCAGAUAGUUCCUAACCUUCUUCAAGGAAAUAGGGUAAUUCUGGAUUAUAUCAUGAAAUGGCUAUAAUAUUAAUGCUUUUGUCUUUUAAGAUUGCAAAAUGGUCUACAUAGUUUUUUCUAAUUCUUUUGCAGGGUGUGGGUGGGUUGGUGGACGUAGAAUAGGAUAGUUUUGCCUAAGGCAUUAUUAUAUAUUAAAGGGGGAAUGCGUGCUUAUAUUCUUAGAGGUAAGAAGUCAGAACUGCUGAUGAGGAAAACAGUGCUUUCUCAGUCCUUGCCUAGUCACUUAGUUGAUAUUUAUUUUAUGUUGUAUAUUGUAGGUCACAGGUCUAACAUGCAUUGUCAUAUCUAUAAAAAUGUAAUUGUGUUUCACUUGUUGCUAAAGUGGAAGGUGUAAGUUCUGUCUUCCUAAAUGUGGAGAUCUGUCCUGAAUUUGUGCUGCUCAAGGCUAUCCAUUCCCCAGUAAGCCAUUCAAUUGGCCUUUGCUAAUAUCAUUGGAAAAGAUAUGCGGAGUAAAUUUACAGACUAUUUGAAAAGUAACUGUGAAGAACAGUUUGUAGGGUUGCAAGAAGUUUUGUGAGGAUUAUUAUUAGAAGUAUUGUAAAAAUGGACAAGGGGGAGGAUGAUUUGUUAAGAGAUGUAAAGGCAAUAUAAAGUUAAGAAAUGCAUAAGAAGUGGUUAAAAUGGUGGAUCAUCAGAGGUGCUGAUGGAAGUCUAAAAAGAUUGUAUAAGUGAUAAGUUUUGUGGUACAUUUUAUAAUUUAUAUGUUAAAAUUAAUUUAAAAAAAUAUUAUAAAAAAGGAAAAGAAAUGCAGAAACUACUUGGGAUAAUAAAAUUGCUCCUAGGUAAAGAAAGAAUACUAUAAAAUUCAUUGUCAGUAGAAACCAUAUGUAUAGGAUGAGGUAGCUAGCUUGGAACAGCGAUAUGACAGCUGGAAGUAAUUUUGUUGUCAAUUAGAGGAUAAUAUAUGGUACGGAAUGUGUGGUACACAGAGUUUUAGUGCUUUAGUUGUAUGUCUGCCCCACACAGAGAAAUGUGUAAAACAAUAUGCAGAUAUGCUUUCUUAAUUUUAUUCUGAAACUUCAUUGUGGUGAGUUUUUGGUUCAUAGCAGAGUUGUUCCACAAUGUAUUAAUUGGCAGAAGUGUUGACUUGUUUCAGAUUGAACUUAGAUGCACAUUGGUCUUAUUCAAUGGACUCUUGGAAGCACUUAAACAAUUUCUUCUCAGAUACUGCAAUGCUGCUGGAAUGCUCAGUAGGACAUCCAAGGAUAUGAAUCCAUGUUGGGCCUAUUAUAUGGCUACUGCAAUUGCAAUAAUCAUGACAGCUAUCUUUAAAACUAUCUCAAUCUCGGAAAUCAUAACUAAAUGUAUAGGCUAUACUGGCUUAUAGAAGAACCAUGUUGACCCAUGGUCAACCCUCCAGGGGCCCUUUAUCAAGGUAGAUUUAGCUGAAGUGUGAAGGUAUGGCCAUUUCCCCCCCAAAAGGACAAUUUAUUUAUUUAUUUAAUUAUGGGGGACACAAAACCUUUUGGUACCAUAGUGGGGUAUCUAUAGGAUCAGUCAGCUUUUUAAUUUAUUUAAAGAAUUAAUGGCAAAUUUGACAGGCACAGAAAACCUUGCAUCAUUGCAGUACAGCAUGAGACCCAUAACAGUGGGCAUUUAAACAAAAAAAAAAACUUUAAAAAGUCAUUAAAAAAACAAAUUACAGAGUUUUUAGCUUCUUUUUUUGAUGGGGACAAAAAGCCUCUUUAGGGGAUGGAUACAGAUGACUACCCCUGCUUUAUAUAUUUUAUAUAUUUUAAAUCAAUCCCUGGCCCAGGCUAUUGUUCCAUCCUGCCUAAAGUCCUCUAUUAUCGUUCCAAUAGCAAAAAAAUCUAACCCGGAAGAUCUGAAUGAUUUUCGUCCAGUAGCACUCACACCUAUAAUCAUGAAGUGCUUUGAAAAGCUGGUACGAAAUUAUGUCAUUGCCUGCCUACCAGAGGGACUGGACACAUUCCAAUUUGCUUAUAAAACGAAAAGAUCGACAGAGGACGCUGUGGCGAUUGCCCUCCAUGCCGUCCUUGCACAUUUGGAGCAGCGGGGGGGUUAUGCCAGACUGCUUUUUUUAGAUUUCAGCUCGGCAUUUAAUACCAUUCUACCACAACGUCUGAUGUCUAAACUGGAAGAUCUGGGGCUUCCGUUAUCACUUUGUGGGUGGAUAUUGGACUUUUUGUCAGACCGCCCCCAGAGGGUUCGGUUGGGCCCCUAUACCUCUAAUAUGCUCAAGACUAACAUAGGAACACCACAGGGAUGCGUACUCAGUCCGCUCCUUUAUAUUCUCUACACGUACGAUUGUGUCGCUACUCACCCUAGUAAUAGGGUUGUCAAAUUUGCAGAUGACACAACCGUGAUUGGGCUCAUCUCUGAAAGGGAGGGUGAAACGGAUUAUAGAGAUGAGGUGGAGCGGCUGACAGAGUGGUGCAGAGCUAACAACUUGCUCAUAAAUACAAGGAAGACAAAGGAGCUUGUGGUGGACUUCAGGAGACAGAAGAGCAACGUCCAGCCACUUUUGAUUGAUGGGGUCUGUGUGGAGAGGGUAACAACGUUCAGAUUUUUGGGUAUUGAAUGACAAGAGGAUCUGUCCUGGAGUGUCAACACAAGGGGGCUUGUGAAGAAGGCGCAGCAGAGACUGUACUUUUUGAGACUACUAAGGAAAAACCAUCUUCCGCAGAAACUGCUGCUUGCCUUCUAUCACUGUGCCAUUGAGAGCGUGCUCACUUAUGGCUUAUGUGUGUGGUACGGAAGCUGUACUACCCAGGACAGGAUGGGGUUGUGCAGGGUUGUUAAGGCAGCAGAGAGCAUUGUUGGCUGCCCACUCUCCACCUUAGAGCAGAUUUAUGCCACAAGGUGCCAUAGGAAGGCACUGGACAUAGUAAAAGACCCAUCGCAUCCUGGUCACUGUCUCUUCGAGCUCUUGCCGUCGGGACGGAGAUACAGGACGAUGAAGACAAGAACUAGCCGUCUUAAGAACAGCUUCUUCUCCAGAGCGAUCUCGGCCCUGAAUGGGAAGCCCGGACUUUGAAAGUCAUCUAAUCUCCCUUGCUGUAUUAUACUGUAUUGAUUAAUUAGUGUUUUUAUGGAGCAGUCAAGUAAUUUCGUUGUCCCCGAAGGGUGCAAUGACAAUAAAGAUAUUAUUAUUAUUAUUAUUAUUAUUGUUGUUGUUGUUGUUGUGAAUAUGCAAUUCUUGGUAGGCUUUAAGCCCGUAAACAGUUCCUAUUAAAAUUUGUCCUAAAGCACGCACCCUGAAAAUGGGCUUAUACACUUUGUAGAGUGAAGAGAGAUAUCUCUAGAGGCUGUGAUGAAGGGAGCAUUAAGCAAUAUGUUUUAAAAGAAAAUGUCACUAAUCUUGUUUUAAAAAAACUGUAUUUGAAAGCAUGUGAUGAAUUUAUUGUAGCUGACUUUUUAAAUCUUGUCUUCCACAGGAUGCUGAGGCAGAAGAGAUGAUUGUUCAUUUGCACUAAGGCUUGGAACUGCCUAUUGAACAAAAGUCCUGACCAGGCAACAUACGAAUGGCCCAAGGAAGCCAACAAAUAAAUUUUCAGGUUUUACAUGACCUGCGCCAAAAAUUUCCUGAGGUACCUGAAGUUGUUGUGUCCAGAUGCAUGUUACAGGUCAGUGCUAUGUUGUUUCUGUUUACGUAGGCACUUUAGUGCCAAUAAUUAAAAGUACUUACAAAGUCUUUCCCCACUAACCUACUUAAGUGUAGAUUUCCUCUAGUAGACCCUUCCCCAUCCCAGUUUUUUUGCUAUUUUUUCUUUUCUUUUAAUUUGCUUUUAGAUAUUGCAGUUUUUCCCUUUCCAUGUUGCCUAACCUUUUGAAUCUUAACUUGUCAUAUCCUCAGUUUAAGGUUUAAAGCAUAUUACUUGUAUAAGGAUUUCAUAUAAAGCUGUUAUCACUUCCAUCACUUGAUUGUAUUGUACUUGCGGUGUCCUAAUCUGCCAGGGAAAUGGGGAUUUUAAGAGGCAUUUCAAAUUAACUCUCAUUCCUUAUAGCUGCCACUUGGUUGGAUAAUAUAUGGUGGUAUUCAACUAAAUUUUACUCGAGCUAGACACAUCAAAAUUAAAGAACAAGACUAAGUUAGGUCUAUUAAUUUCAAUGGAUCUGCUCUGAGUAAAAACAUCAUUGUAUACCACACAUGAGGCUUUUGAAGUGGCUUAGUGAGGCUGCCUUUGGGUAAAGCAGUGGUCACAUUCCCACUGCCCACACCACAACAGGAACAAUGGGUAGGUGCCUUGAACAUUUUUGCACAAAGUUCAAAUUUUAUUACAUGGAUUCAUUUCUAUAUCAUCUAAUCCUAGAGUCUUGAAAAGACUACGGCAGUGGGCAACCCUUAUUACUUCCAGAACCAAAUUGCCUUGGAGGUAAUCUGUCUACAGUGGAUGUGGUAAAAAAAUGGCAGUGGGUGGGACCAUCACACUGUUUCUCUCCCAGCCUGAUUUUCUCUGAUUCCUCAGUUUGUUUCCCUUUCCCUUUCCACAACUCUAAUAUGACUGAUCUCAUGCUGCCAUUGAGCAACAUGGAGGAUAAUGUUCAUAAGGAUUAUGGAAGGAGGAGGGAAUGAAUAAAUACUCCUCUCCCUUUACUACCCCUGUGCUGCUCAGCUGACUGAGGAAUUGCUGAGAGUGGAGAAAAGGAGGCUGGACUGCAGCAGGAGGAAAUAAUCUUUAUCUGGAGCCACCUUUUCCUCCUCUGCUUGGCUGAUCAGUGCGAAGAUGUUUUGUGGGCCAUGUAAGAUUAGGCAGGAGACCACAAAUUGCAUUAUUCUGAACAUUAAGUAUACAGAUGGAGAAUGUGCAUGUUGCCCAGAGAGUGUACAAAAUGCAGGAGGUAUGCACAUUUCCCAAGGCCUAUUGGGAAGUAUGCAUAUUGAUGGGGAAGUAUGCACAGUGGCUGGUUAUCAUGCACAUUAACUACAUAACUUGCAGUACUUCCAGUACAUACACAAAUAUAGAUUGGAUGGGUGGGAUGGAAGGAUAGAUAUAGAAGGAUGGAAUGGGUGGUUAGGAUAGGAUAGACUGGAUGGAAACUAGUUAUUAGUGUUGGUUAUUAAACUAACUUGUUUUUGGAAUAAAGUGUAUUGGUUUGCAAUAUAUCUUUUGGUCUUGUAGCACUUCAGAGUUGUCCAUAUGGUACAAGAUACAAAGUUUCGCUUGUUCUUUUUGUAUACAUACAAGGAUAAUAAACUGAAUUGCUUACUUCAAUUCUAAAGCUGCAAUCCUAUGCACUCAGCAGGAGAGAAGUAUUAGACUCUGAGUCAGGCAGCAUUUUGUCUGCUCUGGGUCCCAUGAGUAAACUUAAAAGCUAAGUUUCAGAAACCUCUUGGCUGCUUCUAACCUAACUGGCAUUCAUUAGCUGGCCAGAGUCAGGUGUGUUCAAAACACUUCCUUCCAGUAUCAUGCAAUUGCUAAACAAUUUUUUCUAUACUAUAUUACGUAGUGCAAAGGUUUAAUGAUGCUAUCCUGCUUCCUCUGUUAACCUAACAUCCUCACAGAAAAUGGAUAUUUUGGUUUCAUUGAUCACCUUCAAAAUCUGCCUAAGUAUACAAAACCAAGAAGAAACAGUUACAUAACGGAGGAGGUAAUUGGGCUCAGUGGAUAAGCUCUUUGUAGUUCCUUUGCCACUGAAAAAAUGUGGGAAGGGAGAUUGACCUCUGAGGAUAACACAUAUUCCAAACACAGAUCUCUCUUUUUUUUUUAAUGAUAUUUAUUAAAGUUUCCCCCCCAAAAAAUACAAAAAAUACAGAAUACAGAAAGAAAAAGAAUAAAGUUUUUUUUAUAUAUAUAACCAAAGAAGUAAAAAAUAAAAAAACAUACCAAAUAAAACAAUUAAAAGGACAUUAAAUUUCCAUAACCUAUCUUCCUUAUACUUAUUUCCCCGGACCUCCUCAUACCUCCCUUUUUUGUAUUCCAGUUCAAUUUGUUGAUUCAGCAAAUCCUUACCAUUGAAAUUACCCAGUUGCAAACCUUUUUUCAUAUCUCUUACAGCAUUACAGCUAAAAAAACCCUUAGUUUCUAUCCAACAUCCUUCUAAGAUUCCUUAAUUUUACAAUAUUUCUGUAAAUAGUCUUUAAAUUUCUUUCAGUCUUCUUUCACCGUCUCUUCUCUCUGGUCUCGGAUUCUGCCAGUCAUUUCUGCCAGUUCCAUGUAGUCAAUCACCUUCAUCUGCCAUUCUUCCAGAGUGGGUAGAUCUUGUGUCUUCCAAUACUUUGCGAUGAGUAUUCUUGCUGCUGUUGUUGCAUACAUAAAAAAAGUUCUAUCCUUCUUUGGCACCAAUUGGCCGACAAUGCCCAGAAGGAAGGCCUCUGGUUUCUUCGGGAAGGUAUAUUUAAAUACCUUUUUCAAUUCAUUAUAUAUCAUUUCCCAGAAAGCCUUGAUCUUUGGGCACGUCCACCAAAGGUGAAAGAAUGUACCUUCAGUUUCUUUACAUUUCCAACAUUUAUUAUCGGGCAAAUGAUAGAUUUUUGCAAGCUUGACUAGGGUCAUGUACCACCUGUAUAUCAUUUUCAUAAUAUUCUCUCUUAAGGCAUUACAUGCCGUAAACUUCAUACCUGUGGUCCAUAACUGUUCCCAGUCAGCAAACAUAAUAUUAUGUCCAACAUCUUGUGCCCAUUUAAUCAUAGCAGAUUUCACCGUUUCAUCCUGAGUAUUCCAUUUCAACAGCAAGUUAUACAUUCUUGACAAAUUCUUAGUUUUGGGUUCUAGCAGUUCUGUUUCUAAUUUUGACUUUUCCACCUGGAAGCCUAUUUUCUUAUCCAAAUUAUAUGCCUCCAUUAUCUGAUAAUAGUGAAGCCAAUCUCGCACUUUGUUUUUAAUUUCUCAAAACUCUGCAAUUUCAGUCUAUCUCCGUCUUGUUCCAAAAUUUCCCAAUAUGUCGGCCAUUUGGCCUCCAUAUUGAGCCUUUUCAGAGCUUUUGCUUCCAUUGGUGACAGCCACCUUGGGGUUUUAUUUUCCAAUAAAUCUUUAUAUCUUAUCCAAACAUUAAACAAUGCUUUCCUGACAAUGUGGUUUUUGAAUGCUUUGUGUGCUUUGACCUUAUCAUACCAUAAGUAUGCAUGCCAUCCAAAUACAUUGUUAAAACCUUCUAAGUCCAAAAUGUCUGUGUUUUCAAGAAGUAGCCAUUCUUUCAACCAGCAAAAAGCUGCUGAUUCAUAGUAAAGUUUAAAGUCUGGCAGGGCAAAUCCACCUCUUUCCUUAGCAUCAGUUAAUAUCUUAAAUUUUAUUCUGGGCUUCUUGCCCUCCCAGACAAAUCUAGAAAUAUCUCUCUGCCACUUCUUGAAACAGUCCAUCUUGUCCACAAUUUGUAGUGUCUGAAACAAAAACAACAUUCUAGGCAAUACAUUCAUCUUUAUCACAGCAAUACGGCCCAGCAGUGAGAGUUUCAAAUUUGACCAGAUUUCUAAAUCUUUUUUCACUUCGGUCGAACAUUUUUCAUAAUUAUCUUUAAAUAAGUUCCCAUUUUUGGCUGUCAUAUUAAUCCCCAGGUAUUUCACUUUCUUUACCACAGUCAAUCCUGUCUCAUUCUGAAACCUCUCUCUUUCAAUCGGUGUUAAAUUUUUCUCUAAAACCUUAGUUUUUAGCUUGUUCAGUUUAAAGCCUGCCACCUGACCAAAUUCUUGAAUUAAUUCUAAAACUCUUUUAGUGCUAGAUUCUGGCUCCUGUAACAUCAAUACUAAGUCAUCUGCAAAUGCUCUCAGUUUAUACUGUUUAGCUCUGACCUGUAUACUUUUAACCAACCGGUCCUUUCUAAUCAUGUUUAGCAAAACCUCCAGGACCGAUAUAAAAUACAGAUCUCAGCCUACUAGGUUUUUUUGAACAUCGAAGUAGUCUUUCCUUUCACUACUGAAAGGUGACCCAAGUAUACCCUGUUGCAUGUAUCCUCUGAGUCCAUUUUUCUAUCCUCCUUGCAUGUAUCCUCUGAGUCCAUUUUUCUAUCCUCCAAGGAACUGUCCUUUCAUUCUGAAAGGAAUUGGAGGAAGAGUUACUGGGUUUUGAAGAUACAUGCCCUGGAGCACUUUUCUUAUUUGAUAACCAACAACAUAUUUGUCUUCCUGAUUCAUGCCAGGUCCACCCUAUCCCUAUGAUAUUCCCUCUUCCUUUCCUCAGCAAAGACAGUUGGCUGCAAAGCCUUAUCAAAUGAUACCUCUUAAAUACAAACAAUUGUUUGGGAUUUAAUUGCUGAUUAAUCAUUUCAGUAAUAUUGAUAUUGGGCAUUAAAACAAAAUUUUAAGAAACACCCUACAUGAUACAUUUCAUAGUCUUAAGUAUUUUUAGGUUCAGAAUUCUCUUUUAAUGCUAACCAGCAAAGUAGAACCUACUUUUAAUUUUGUAUUGCAUUUUAUCUGUUUUUUUAUUCCUUUUUCACACAGCACAAUAUUUGUGAAAGCCAGUGUUUAAUUAAGUUGUUAAAUUAAAUGUGAUGAAACCAUAUUAUUUUUAUUGAUACCCAUUUUUGUAAUUUCUUAUAGAAUAAUAAUAACCUGGAUGCCUGUUGCGCAGUUCUCUCUAAAGAGAGCACAAAAUAUCUCUACGGUGAAGGAGACAUUGGUUUUUCAGAUGAUUCUGGGAUUCCCGGUCUGCGAAAUCACAUGACAUCCCUUAAUUUGGAUUUGCAGUCUCAGAAUGUGAUUCUCCAUGGAAGAGAAGGAAGUAGAAUGAAUGGAAGUAGGACUUUAGCUCAUAGCAUUAGUGAUGGGCACCUUCAAACCAGCCAGUCCAACAGUGAACUGUUUCAUCAGGAACCACAGACAGCUCCAGUCCAGGUUCCACAGGGAUUCUUUGGCAUAUCUAAUACUGUUAGUACUUCUAAUCCAGGGCAGCAUUUUGGAUUUCACUUGGGCAGCAAAGGAACACCUGGCUUGGCUCAGCAAACACCUAGAUUCAACCCCAUUAUGGUAACUUUAGCCCCAAAUAUUCAGCCCGGACGGAAUACCCCUACAUCUUUGCACAUACAUGGUGUACCUCCAAUAAAUAGUCCACAAGGCAAUUCUAUCUAUAUUAGGCCUUAUAUCACAAAUCCAAGUGGUACAGCUCGCCAAACUCAGCAAAAUCCAGGCUGGACGUCUCAGUAUAAUCCUAUGCAUUCUCAACAAAACUACCAGCCUUCACAUACAAAUCCCUGGACAACCCUUCCCACAACCAGUUCCUCGUCGCAUACCUCAUCACAACAAUCAACACAGCCAAACCAGCAAGGCCAUCAGACCUCCCAUGUCUAUAUGCCCAUAAGUUCUCCUACUACUCCACAAGCACCUACAAUUCAUUCAUCUGGUAGCUCGCAAUCUUCUUCCACCCAGAGCCAAUACAAUAUUCAAAAUAUCUCUACAGGACCUCGUAAAAACCAAAUUGAAAUCAAACUUGAACCACCACAAAGAAACAGUUCGUCGAAACUGCGUUCAACUGGCCCCCGCUCAUCCUCUAACUCCUCUUCCCUCAACAGUCAGACUCUAAGUAGAAGUCAGCCCACUGUUUACAUAGCUGCCAGUCCACCAAAUACUGAUGAAAUGACCACACGAAGUCAGCCUAAGGUCUACAUUUCAGCCAAUCCUUCUACAGGAGAUGAACAACUUGUUCGGAAUCAACCCACACUCUUCAUAUCAACAAAUCCAGGAGUUACUGCCACGUCUAGGAAUAUGUCUGGUCAAGUAAGCAUGGGACCUGCGUUUAUUCACCACCACCCUCCCAAGAGCAGAACAGUGGUCAACAAUGCCGCUGCCACCUCUCCCCGAGUGGUUGUUACACAGCCUAACACAAAAUACACUUUUAAAAUUACUGUUUCUCCAAAUAAACCCCCUGCGGUUUCACCUGGUGUGGUGUCCCCAACCUUUGAACCUACAAAUCUUCUAAACCUUACAGAUCACUUUGCAGAGACGGAAGGUAUCCAACACCUUACUGACCCUGUUCAGUACCCACAUGUCGAUAGGAUUAGUGAGGCGCGAAAACUGAGUAUGGGAUCUGAUGAUGCUGCCUAUACACAAGGUAAUAUUUUUAUGUAAGUUGUAGAGAUUUCUGCCUUGUUUUGGUCCAUGAAUUAACGAACACAAUACUGAAAUAGUGGUGGCUUCUACACCUUUAUUUAUUUUAAGUAUGUCAGAAUGGGCAGUAAACAAAUAAGGGACAGGUACAUCUUAGUAAUACUCUGUUGCCAUUUGAUGAAGAAGGCUUGCUUUGGAAAUUUAUCCGUUUAAGUCACAGUGCCUUAUGCAUGUCUUAGAGUAAAUGAUUUUUUAAAAAAUGUGUGUUCCUUUUGUAAACACAUAAUAGGGUAUUUAUGCCAAAGAGGUUAGCACAAUUUUAAAAAAGUCACUUGAUUCACGUGGAUUGAUGAGGAUUUAAUUUUCUAGGACAAUAGGUUAAAUAUAAAAGACUUGAAACAUGUGGAACUAACAAAUGAUUAUUUCCUUUUUAGCACUCUAGAAAUGGUUUUGUAGAAGAGGAGAAUGGUAGCAAGUGUAAAUAUAGUGCAAAGAUCUCUUAAAGAAUCCAGGGACUGAAAGGAUUGCAGAACUGAUGCAGUAGGAAAGCACAUUGUUCAACUCUUAUGGACAGGGGGAAACAUACUACUUUGAUUUCAAGCACUCUACAUUUUUUUCAUCACAUUUCUUACCGAUCAAGGUAGUCAUUUUGUAACCGGAUUGUGUAGUUGACAUAUCUGUCCCAUUGUGCACCAAAAUGUUGAAUAGUUUUAAAAUAGUGCUUCCUUUUAGUUUCUCAGCUGCCCCUACAUCCUGUUGCUCUAGACAUCUCUUUUCAGCAGCCUUCUCCUGUGUAUCCUAAGGGUGCCAAGGAGUUCAGCCUAAGACUUUAAAACUGAAAUAACCACAAGGUAUUAGCUGUGAGAUACUUAUGGAACUUCCAUUCUAUCGGUUUAUCAUCCUAAAUAUUUAAACUUUUACUUUCCUUCUAUGCCUCCAGCAAACUUUAUUAGUGUGAAGGUAGAUUUAUGUUACUAAAGUAAUUCUGUUAAGUUAACCUCUUUUCUAAUAGGUAUCUAAAUUCCUGGUUGGGUUUUGGAAGUUGUUUUUCAAUAUAAAAUAUAAAAAGAGUAGUCAUUUGCAGUUUCUAAUGUACUCACUACCAUGGUUUUCAGAACAAUUCAUAAUUUAGUCAGUCAGAUUAUGCAUUUAGUAUUCCCAUCCUUGAAAAUUCACAGCCUUCAAUUUUAAGGUUUAAAAAGCAUGGAUGUCCAGUGUUAGUCAUACUCACAGUAGAGCCAUUACAAUGGUCUGCUUGUCCAUUUAUUUUAACAGGUCUCCUCUGAGUAUGACUUAGUUGGAUAUCCCAUGAGAGCUGAAUUGAUGCAUAGCAAUAAAACAUAAGAUGGUCGAGUACUAUCAAAAGUCUAUUAGAGCUGCCAGAAGAUAGUUUGACAACUAUAUAUAUUAAGGAAAUUCCCAUCUCUAGUAUUAUAUUUAUACUGAACAAUAAACUGAAAACUAUAAGAGUUAAUGUGCCUAUUUAAAAUACAGAAUAACCAUAAGAAAUUCAAAACUGAACUGUAUUAAGUAUAAAUCCUGAAAUGUCAUUUGGUUUUACAUUAUGCCAAUGAAUUGCUGCUCUUGGGAUAAUAUAUGCAUCCUAGCCAUUUUAUGGCCAUCCAAAGGCUAGGAUAGGGAAGCAGAGUUGAGGAAAUUGCUGGCUGUGGAGCUCAGCGAAGAAAGUUAAAAUUGCUUUCUCUGGCAUUUACUCUGGUAAUUUAGGUGCAUGUUUACCUUGCCCUAUUAUCUCAAAUAAGACAUUGGUAUAUACUCAUGCGUGUUUGAUUAUAUUUAUGUAUACCCUCUGCCCUUGGAUAUCAAGAUAUGACAAGCCAUUUCUUUAUUGCACACCCUUGUAAUUGAGUGAUUGAGGUAACUAUUGUCAUUUCACAUUAGGAUAUAGCAUUGGAAAUAAUUCUUUGCCCAAGACUACCACUCAGUAUCACAAAUAAACUAAGCUUUAAUCUGAGGUUCAUUCUAAACCUUUGUACCAUACCAUCCCCUGUGCUAGCAAGAUGUUAGGUGUACUUUUCAAGCAGCCGUGUAGAAGCCUGCUUAGUAUACUGUUUCUUAAAAGACACUCUUUGCUUAGAAUGUUAACCAGUUGUUGCUGGGUUUUUUGUUUUGUUUCUUUUACAGUCACCUAAUUUAAACUCACAAUGGGGGUUCCCAGCACCGUGUAAAGAUUUCACUUGAUAAUGUUGUUAUUGGAGAACCCUGAUAAUGAAAACGUUAGAGAUGAGAAUUGCCUAACAAAGCUGAUAGCAGACAGCAGCUCAUGUAUGGAAGAUGUGUAGAACUGUGUUGUUUGAACCUUACGCAAAUGUACUGAAUGCCUUCAUAUAGUCUCUUCAGUGCAACCAUCAGGACUCAAAAUGAUUUAAUAGGGAUUUAAUCUGUAGCACAGAUUGCAACUUCUGCACUGUGUGGCAUGUGCUGAAUACAGGCAGGUGUGACAGCUGGCAAAUAUCCUCACAUUUCUUGAGGCUUAGAAGACAUCUUCAGAUUUACCGAUGACAGUUGAUAUACUCUGUCAGCUUCAGAUUACUUGUUAAUAAGAAACAGAUGCUCCAAGUACUAGAAAAGUACAAUGUGAGGGAUAUGAGUUUCCAUCAAAAACAACAACAAAGGGUUAUAUUUGAAACUGGAUUUUCUGUAAAAUUCUUUUCAAGUCUGUUGCUGGAUAAAGAACAGUGAAUAGAUUGUUUUCUUUUGAGUACAUUAAGGAAGCUAGGAUAGAUGAACAGCACAUGGCUAUUCUCUCCCAUUGAUAGCAAAGCCUUAAGUAAUUUGGCUGUUGAAUGUGAACCCUCCAUUUUGUUCAGCGCCAUAUUGAUUGGAGGUUGUCUUGCAAAUUAGGUGAACCAUAAAUACGUUGCUGCGUCAGCAAUGCGAUAAUACCUUUUUUCCUUGAACUGCUUUAUUUACUUAUUAGCUUAUUAAAAUAAAUGUAAUUAAAUCAGCAGAUGAGUUCUGAUCUGAUCAAAGUUGCACAAGUUUUGGCAGGCCAACUUGUAGCUGCCAAACUCAUCAUCAUUUAUGUGUCAAAUGGGUGGAGUCUUCUCUGAUAUUGUGCAGUGCUUCAGAAGCAAUUUCUCAUUAAUGCCUUUGAAACCCAGGGCAAUAAUUCUGGAUUCAACUUACUGGGCUCACCACAGUACAUAUACUGGGCUCACACACGUACAUAUACAUAUACAUAUACAUAUACAUAUACACAUGCUACUGGUAACGUGAUGAGUGCAUUUAUGGACCUCAUACUUUGAUGUGGAUGUUAAUCAAAAUAUGCUUCAGAAGAGAGUGUAGUUGAGUUGCCAUUUUCUUUCUGAAUGCUGUUUUUUAAAUAUAUUUUAAUUACAAGUUUUUACAUAUUUACACAUAUAGCAACACUAAGAAUGAUUAUCACAAUAUAGCUAAUAAUAGAAAUUUAAAAGUAACAAAAAGGCGACUUACAAAUGAGUGAUCGCACAAAACUAAGGGCUGAAGAAUGACCAAAGCGUUGUGUUUGAAUAAACUGAAAUGUUGAUCAAUUAGCAUAUUUUUUUUUGGAAAAGAUUAUAUUUCUCUUUGACACCAAGGGAAGGGUAAGAUACAAAAUAAUAGCCAUGACAAAAAAGAAUAAUUGAAUUAACCAAAUCCAUUCAAAAGCAGGAAGUGGGAAUCUCUAUGUUCUUUCUGAAUGCUGUUGCUAAUUGUUCAUUUUCAGAGUUGUCUUUCCUGCUUACCUUAGGUAGGAGACAAAUGUCAGGGUGCAAAAUGAUACUUAGAUUCACGCUGCUGAAUGGAAUUUUUUGACACCCCCCCCCAACACUUUCGAAAAUUUCCCUCUCCUUUAGGAAAGAUUAUUGUGCACAUGACUGCUGCUUCUGGCAAGGAAUCUAGCCCCUUGAGAAUAACUGCUUUUAUUAGAAGGGUGGGGGAAGCACAAGUUGCUACCCCUUGUAGUUGUGGAAGAAGCUUUGGGAAGUCAUGGUCAUUUUGUGAUGAAAUUCUAAAAAUAGAUCUGGAACUUGGUCCCAUAUUUCGAAUUUCAGUGGUCAAUAGGUGAGUACAUGUCUGGGUAGGUUUAUCUAAAUAAAAAAGGUUUUUAGAAGUUGUUGAAAACAAUACAACAAAUAGGCAGAGAGUUCCAUAGAGAAAAUACUGCCACACUGCAGGAUAGAUUCCUUGAAAGUACAGAAUAAAUGUCAUGUAGUACCUUGUUCUACAAGUUGAAAACAUCAUAUGGAUAUAAUUAUUAAUAUAAUUGGUCUCAUUACAUAAUUCUCACUUGGAUAUAGUAAAUAAUUCUAAUUAUUUUCAAGCUUUCUGUUUUCAAUGAGAAGUUUCCACUUGACUUGACUGCCAGAAAUAUCAAGCAUCACACAAAGGAUUCCGCAGCAUGCUCAUGGGAUGCACUGAUUGUUCAGAUGUGCUGAAUUUCACUGUUGCCUCAUUUGAACUGAGUACACAUUGCAGAGCAAGAUUGGUGGUGCUGGGCAAGUUUUCUUUUCAAGGCAACUUGGCUGUCAUUGCUGAAUUUUUCUUAUUUAAGUAUCCUUAAUAAUUUCUGAAGAAAUCUCAGUUGAACUACCCUGCUCCAAAGGACAUGAUGCACUUCUUGGGUGUAACUUCUGUAGUUUUUUUGUGGGAGAUGAGAAAUGGAUAAGGUGUUUUUGGAGUGGUCACUAUUGCGACAAUUGAGCUAUGAAAAUGUGCACUUGCUCAAUAAUGUUCACAGUGCCAAAGUAUAUGAAACAAUCAGUUAUAGUGAGCCAGUUGUUCUAGAUAGUACAGGUGCCCCCCACCCCACUUGCACAGGGGUUACGUUCCAGGCAUCUACAAACAUAAGUGAAAUCGUGUAACAUUGGGAGCAUGCCACUAUAAUAGAACAUCUGGUGAGGGAGGGAGGGAGACUCAUGUGCACCAGGGCUGCUUUCUGCCACACCUUCCCUUCAAUGCCUCUUGAGCAGCGGCCCCAAACAACUUCUGGGCAGCAGUAGUUCACUUUCUUUGAUUUCCUCCUUCCCUCCCCUUCACAUUUUCACCCAUCUGCUCUUGUUGCCCUCAGCCUAUCUGAUUGACUCAACUAUUUGCACUCUCCCUCUGCCCCCCCUCCUCUUUUGCGCUCUGGCCCCACCUUACUUGGAGAUGGAUUUGCACCUCUCCCACUGGCCCUGGGCGGCACAGCUAGUAAGGCACUGGGUCGCUCAUCCUCUGGUGUGCCCUUGGGAGGUGCUUUAGGACCCAGCAGCACAGCAGGCAGGCACUGAUCCCAUAUGCGGUGGUAGCCCGCAGGGAUGCAUGGCUUGUGCAGCACAUGGGUGAGUGCACACAGAGGGGAUGGUGAUGCUGACUGACUGCCCGCAGCUGGGACCAAGCUGACAUGUGGUGGGAGAGACACACACCCCACAGUGCUGUGAGUGGGGAUCUGAUUCGCAGGUAGAAGUGGCCAGUUGAUUGAUUUCCUGGUGCUGCAUGUAUAUGUAGUUGUGCAUAAGUUUGGGCUUGGGGUGAGUGCCAGUGUUGAAAGAAAUUGUCUGCUUGACACUCCAUUUGUGGGUAGUUUGGAAAGCCAUUUUGGUGAUUUUUCAGAGGCAAUUUUUUUCUUCCUCAAAGGAUUCAUUAGCCGACAACGGGGUGAUGGCCACCCAUGCACAGUGGUGCCCUUUCAUUCUUUUAAAAUACUUAUGUUAGGGUGGUGUUUCUCUCAGUGGCCACCAUAUCUCUAGAAUGCUCCAAGCAUUGUUCAGGUUUUGCAUAAUGCUCCCAGCACAGAACAGUACUGCAUCCGAGGUGACCUAGUGAAGGAAACAGGCACCUGCUGAAAAGAGGUCUGUCAAAUUUUAAUUAAAAAAAGAGAGUAAGAGGGCCUUGUCAUGCCUUGAAGCCAGCAAUAAGCCUUCCAUGAAUCUUUUUUUUUUUUAAGAAAUGAAUCUUCCCCUUACAUAAAAAAUACUCCCAUUUUUUUUUUAAUCCUAUCUUUUCUCUCCCAUCCCAAUUUAAUUCCAGAUAUUGAUUCUGGCAUUGAUGUCAACCCAAUUCCCAGUGGUUGAGACCUAACCCCAAAUUUUAUAGCAUCCUAUCAAAAAUCAUGAGAAAGCUUUGAAAUCUAUCAAACUAGACAUAUUUGAGUCUUAAGAACUUUCCCAUCUUAUUUUCAAGCUCUGUAUGUUUCUAUGUAUCUGUAAGAGCAAGAAUGUUUAUUUAUUCAAAUAAAAGUUGAGAAGGACAGACAUUUUAAUGAGCUUUUAAUCUGCAUUGAAGUGCUUGUGGCAGUAUUUCUGGUACAGAAAGGCUUGAGCAAUGUGUUUCCUGUUUAACUGGGGUAUUUAGAUAAGCUUUAAAAUAAGUUGUGGACCUAGGAGCAAUAAAAUAUAUUCCUUAAGUAUGUUGUUAUUUAUGCCACUUAAAGAGAAUGUAUGUCUCAAAUAGACUUGAUUGCUAAUGUGGUCUUAAAUUAUGCAGAAAGCUGUAUAAAACAUUUUCAAAGCUUUAUUUAGUAAUCCGGUAUGUGUGUUUAGUACAGGUUUGACUUUCAUUAUAUCUCUUGGAACUUCUUCCCCUACUACACUGCAUCUUGAUUUGUAUGGCCAUGAUUCUGAACCAUGGCAUACAAAGCAAUCAGAAUGUGCUGUUUCUACCAUAAAUGUCUUUAUAAGAUUCUGGCCAGAUUCCAUCUAGUUGCAAUUUGGGCUUCAGUUUUUCAUCAUUAAGCCAUAAUUGCUGAAUAACCAAGUUUUAUAUCUAUAAUUAUGAUGUUAUCUAUUCUAAACUUGGUUUGUGUAUACAGUUAUUUUUACAAUAUAUUCUGAAAUGACAUUUGAAGUCAAAAGCAACAACCAUUCAGUAGAAUAAAAAAUUAUCAGGUUUCAUCUUAACCUUUUUUUUUUUUAAUGAAACCCAUGGAGCUAAUGAGUUGACAUACCAAUUCAUUUUGGAUUAUUUCAAACUUUAAUAAAAUUGAAUUUUAAAUUGUCUAGAUCUGUGAUUGAAAGCAUUUGAUAGGUCUAAUUCUGAAGCCUUAACUAGGAUAUGAUUCUCGAAGCUGUAUGUUGUUCACCCCAGGCUUGGACUGCUGCUUUAAACCAGAAAUAGUUUAAAACUGAAUGCCAGUAUUUCUUUGAAACUAAUUUAACAUGGUUUUGAAUAAAUUGUUUUCCUUUAAAUCUCUCUGUUCCACCAAAUGAAUGAAUUUGCUGAACAUCUUACCAUAUAUAAUGUAAGAAUAGCACAAGAAAAUAGUGUCUACAUGUAAUAAGUUUAAGAACAACCUGUCACCUGCAGUGCCACCUUUGGCUGUAACUAAAUCUGACGGCUUACAGGAAAGAGUGUAAGAUUAUUGAAAAUCAGUUUUAUUUCUGUAUGCAGAAUUCAUAGGCCAUUUUGACUGAGAGGCCUUUGCAAAAACAGUUCUGAGCUGUGGAUAGGAUUGGGAUUGGGCAGGUGGAGAGAGAGAGAGAGAGAGAUUGUAGGCUUAGAAACAUAGUGGGAACACUAUUAGAUGGUAUAGUUAAGGGACAUUGGGCCCAUGAAGAGUGAAUAGACUCAGAAACUGAAUAAGGAAGCAAGGGUGGAAGAUGCAGAAAACUGAAAGGAAUGUCAGGAAUUUAAGAAAAUAAGAGGGGUGUAGAGAAAAAGGACUUACACAGGCUGAUUACAGUGUUUGAAACUCCCAUUCUAGGCACAUUUUGUGACAGGGAAUUUCAUUAGUGCAAGCAGUUUCUGAGCUCAGCGCAGUACUGUGCCUAAUAUUUCCAAUUAAAACUCCGAGUGGAAGGAAAGGAGCAGGUUCUUUUGCUUCCCCACUUCCAGCUACUCUCUGAAGACUGGAGAAGAGACCCUCUUAAGAAUAUUAGGGGAGUGAGCAGGGGAAGGACUAGACCAUGUGUAAAAUGAACAUAAUAUUGUAGCUGCAGUUCAUUCAUUUUCAGCUUUGUAUUCUUGUUAUAAAAAAGCAAGGUUAGACAUUCCAUUGUGCGCCCAUAACCUAGGUUUGAGGUGCCAGUUAGCUUCUAGCUUUCAUCUUUCAGUUUCUAACACUGUCUGAUUAUCAGAAGAUAAGGCAAUUGUAGCCUGUGUGGUUCCUUAAAGAUGUUGUGGGCUGCAGUUCCCAUCAGCCUCAACCAGUAUGACCAAUGGUCAGGGAUGAUGGGCAAUCCUUGACCUAGGGAGUGGGGAGGUAUGGUAAUUCUGAGCCAGGAAGUGAACUAAGGAGGCCACAUGGGAGGCGUCUAAACUUCACAUGUCGAUUUUCAGACCUUUAGCUGCACAUCUGUAAUUAUCAUACAGGUAUGGCUAUUAUAGGCAAUCAUCUGAAUUCAUGUUUCAAAUCAACUGUAUGGUACACACAAUCUUUAUAUAAUUCAGUUUUGGUAAAGUGGGAGUUCUCAUGAAAUUGUUUGACCUGGGGUGCCCUAUAUUAUAUCAAAUGAUGCUGUGAAGAGAACAAUACACUGAUUAAAGAGAUACCUUUAUGUCCUUCAGCUUUGCUAGUACAUCAGAAGGCUAGAAUGGAACGGCUUCAACGAGAACUUGAGAUUCAGAAGAAAAAGCUAGAUAAACUAAAAACAGAAGUCAAUGAAAUGGAGAAUAAUCUAACACGAAGGCGCCUGAAAAGAUCAAAUUCUGCUUCCCAAAUUCCUUCAGUAAGUCAUAAUUUCUGGAGGUUUUAAACAUGUAUAAGUCUGAAAUAGAAUUUCAGUUUAAAAAUGGUAAUGAUACGUAAAAUAUACUUUGCUUACCUGUCACCUGGUUCAUACAUCAUGGUAAGGCAAACUAUGGCUCACUGGAAAUGUGCAGGGACAUGGAGGUGAGCUUACAGCCACUUUGCUCCUCCCUGUACUGAGCUAAGAUAAAGUUCGUUUUUGUGUUUCCAAACCUGAGUUUGUGGUUACAUUAUCUCCUCUCUAAACCACAAGUUGUAACCAGGACUUAACUAUGAGCCCAGGUUUGGAUAAAACUUUGACUUAGCUCAGUGUGGCACAGAAGUUAAAACAAAAAGCCAGGGAGGAACAAUGUGAACCCGUUUAGCUUACCAUGAUGCAUGAACCAGGAGACCGAGAAGACAAUUUUAAAAACGCAGUCAUCUGUUCUGAAUGGUCUUAAGGAGAAGUACUGACUCUGGCAAGCCAGUUCUUUGCUUGACUGUGCUUAUGUGAUAUACUUAGAAUUAUUUUGUGAUGUGAAAGAAAAAAUACGUCCAAAAGUAUUUCCAAAAUGAUUUUUUUUAGGACUAUCAACAAGGAAAAGUUAUCACUGAUUUCUGUGUAUCAGCUGGUGCUUUUGUAAUUUCAGUAAUAAUUUGAAUUCAAAAUUCAGUGACUAGACACCUCAUGGGAAUAAAUACCCUCCUCUCAAGAUCUGAUGGGAUUGUUCUUUAACAGUUUUGGGUUGAAGAUGGCAUGAUUACGCUUAAAUCACAGUCAUCACUAAGUUUUGUUGUCCCACGUAUAAAGUUAGUAAUCUAAUAGACAGCAUUGUUCUGUGUUUUUCAGCUUGAAGAAAUGCAACAGUUAAGAAGUUGUAACAGACAACUUCAGAUAGACAUAGAUUGCCUAACCAAAGAGAUUGAUCUUUUUCAAGCAAGAGGUACUGUACUAUCAGUAUAAAUAAUAAUUUUGCCCAUUUAGCUAAACAUUGAAGGCUUGAGGUUUAUAGAACAUGUAAAUAAUUGAUUAAUGCAUUGUGUAAUUCAGUUGUUGCUAACAUUUUAUUGAGCAUUUUCAUAACAAACAAAAUGCCCAACCUUGUCACUGUUUAUCUGGGAUUCUUUGUUUGUAAAAGAUCAAGUCUACAUAUUUUCAGAUAAUGAUGAAAAUAAAACAAGGAUUUAGAUAAGCUUACAUACAAAAUAUAAUUUCUAAAGUUACUCUCUCACCCUACAAAUAAAAGCCUUGUAAGUUUAGCAUAGAAUAGAAAGCAGGAAGACAAUGCAAAAUCAGCCCUUUCCCCCAUUCCUGAUUCAGAAUGGCUGGGGUGGUGGUGGCUGUUAUUCCAUUUCCUCUUCUUCAAAGCCUAAAAGCUAUGUUUAGUUCUUCAGAAGAAUAGGGCAGGGCUAGGUUUGAAAAAAAGACAUGUUAACAGACUUGUUCUUAUCAUUUUAGCAACCGGAGCACAAAUAGACAAACAUUAGCUUGGUGUUUUUCAUAUUUGUAGUUCAAAAUAAUACAAAAAAAAUUCAUGGUUCAGGGAUUACAAACAGUUCUGAAUAUCCAGCUGAGCUCUCACCAGGUAAACAUUAUUUGAAAAAAAUAAUUCUUAAAAUCAGUAGACCAAAUUAAACCUGAAUAAGACAAACAAGACAGCUGUUGGGCACCUAGGGUAAGACUUCCUAUUGCUAUAUCUAUAUUCUGGAUUACUUAGAGAGCUACGCUUGUUUUAAUCUAGUUAUACAAUUCUAUGGUUCUAUGAUAAAAUCCACAAUAUUCUAUAUGAACACAAACAUAUUUUAGUUUAGUUUGUAUCCUAUUGGUGAACUUCAAUGUUAGUCAUGUCUGAGUAGACCCACUAAAAUCAAUGAACUUAAGUCCAUUGAUUUCAGCGGGUGUACUUUGGGUGAUAUCCAAAACAUGUUUAUUGUCUUGAUUUAGAAAAGCAAAACCUAAUAUUAUUGACGCUUCCCCUGAGGUUUAAUGUAAAACCUGAAGGUUGCUGCAGCCUGGCUCAUCUUUCCAUUGGACUGUUUUGACUGUCUUCAGCUUUCCCUGCCCCCACUCCAUAUUUUCAAUUAGAAAAUGCCACCUUUGAAUGCUUUUUAGUGAGCCAUAUAUGGAGGCACAAAAUUGGUAGAUUGCAUUAGGUGACCUCAGAAUUUUUCCUUCAACAUCAGUGAAGAUCUUGUCUUACACAUUCUGUAAUGCUUCUGCUUUAGCUGCCUUUUUGUACUAACUCUUCCUUUCAUUGUGUUGUGUUUUUUUCUGUUUUCCAGGACCACAUUUUAAUCCCAGUGCCAUUCAUAAUUUUUAUGAUAACAUUGGAUUUCUAGGUCCUGUGGCACCAAAGCCUAAAGGUACUGCUGCUAAAUUUUCUGUCUGUUAGCAUCCCUGAAAUUGAAACAUUGAGCCCAUUUAUUGUAAUAUAUACUGUCAGUUCUUCAUCAUAAAGUUACUUGAGGUCUGCAGCAUACAUGUAAUCACUGUAUCCAUUUACUGUUCUCUGUUGCAUGCAGACAGGUGGAUCAGUUCUGCUCUGUCCAUGUGCUGAAAUUGCUUAAUUUUUGUUCAUUUUUAGAGACUGAGAGGAUUGUAUAGCCUUAAGCAUAUGGAAGAGGAGGCCUUUUUUGCAAUUGAGUAGUGGACUGAACUUUUAAUAACACAGCAGUGGAAAUAAUCAACUUAUUCUACAGUGUAAUACCGAAUACUGCAGGGGGUGGGUGGGGAAAGCUUCACAGAAUUUAAUCUCUCCUGUUGUUUGUAUUUAAAAAUUCUUCUCUUUCUCCCCAGCAGAUCAGAGGUCCAUUGUCAAAACACCAAAGACUGUACCUGAUACGGAGGAAUACGAGGGAAAUCAUUGGAGUUGUACUGCUUGUACUUUUUUAAAUCACCCAGCCUUAAACCGUUGUGAACAGUGUGAAAUGCCCAGGCAUUUCUGAGCCAGGGAGGCUCACUUAUCUUCUGUAAAUCCAACCUUUUGACUAUUGUGUCAUUUCCUUGGGAUAAAUAAUCAUUUAUGCAUAGGAUUUUGUAAAAUUGAACGUGUGACAAGGUUUAUUACUAAUGUUAAAUGUCAUGCUACAGAGAUAAUACCUCAGUGUUGUGCUGCAGGCAGCUGAAAUUCAUCAGCUGGAAGGUAAUCUCCUGAAAGACUUGGUUGCCAGCUGCCUGAAUCAUGUACAGUAUUACCAGAACCCCAGUAAGAGUAACUCUCAUCAUGUUCAGUGCUUGGGUGUUCCCCAACCGCCCUCCUCCACAGAUGUCACUACUGAAUUUUGACAGGGGAAGGGAUUAGAUUGAUGGCUUUUGGGUUGUUUGUAAAGCUUUCAGUGAAACACUACAUUCACCGAGGAAAUGGAAAGGAACAAGCUGAAAGUGUGUUAAACUGUUUGCUGCCGCAUAGGGAUCGUGAAUUGUAGAACUUCACAAAUCAGUGGUACUCUUCGCCUUGUCUUCCCAGCAAAAACACAGCUCUGCUCUGUGAAGACGCAAAUCAGUACAAUCAUGUCUGAAGAUGAAAAAGAAACUGCAUGCUUUGUCUGUACAAUACUCACAGUGAAUACCCCCGAAGCUUUUCCUACUGUACAUAGCUCUAGAGCUGCUUUAAGUGCCUUUCUUUUCUUCACCUUUUAUUAUUUCUUGUACUUCUUAAUGUAUAGUGUAAUAGUUUUUGUUAACUUUCUUUUUCCCUUUAAGUGAUUAUGCACGAUCAUGACCCUUUUUUAAAAAGCUUUUGAUCUGAGAGAAGCAGUGCCUUAAAAUAAGAGCAAUAAUAAACAAUGCACAAAUAGCUCUCCACUGCCUGUUCUGUACGUUGCUCUUGUAAAUGCUGAUGAUCUGUGAAGAUCUGCAGAUGCAGCAUGGUGAAAAUGCAGGAAAAGUUGGAGUAUAUGCAUAUAGUUCACUCUGUACACUGAUUUUUACGGUGGGUGACACAAUGUAAUAUUUUUGUCUGGCACAAGGAAACAGAAGUUUAAAGUAUGUUCAACCCACCAAUGGAUCAGCAUCUUAAUAUGCUUGCUUCAUCUGCUGGAUAUCUUGCAAAUUCUUUAAGGGAUUAUUACUGGGGAAGUACAUACAGUACACAAAACAGUAGCAGUAGCAUAAAACAUCAAUGCUAUCAAUAUCUUGGCAGCCAGUUUCUAAACCCGAUUUGGUAGAGAAUAGCAAUAGUGUGACAUACAGGCUAGAAAAGAGAAAUCAAGCAGACUUGAACACUGAAGCAAUACUAAGCAUCUCUCUUAUUUUCAUAGUCCUUGCUCUUUGAUCUAAAGGAAAGCAUUCAGGUGAUAAGGAGCACAUAACUGAAACCACAAAUGGUUUUUUUAAUGCUCUCUUGCCUACUACAAAAAAGAUGUAGCAUCUCUUAGGAUAAGACAGGAGAGAGUGCUUAAAUGUAGCAAGAGACAAAGUAGACUGUCACCCACUGUAAAUAAUUUCCAGUGGACAUUUUUAACAGGAAUUUUACAAGUGAUCUAUGAAUACAAAGGCCUUUGUUUUAAAGGCUUUGAAUUUUUUAAAAUAUGGGAAUAAAAUGACUGUCCCAAGUAAUUAGUCAGUAGAACCAAAGUACUUGCAUUGAAUGCAUUUUGUUUAUUAAAAAAAGAAGCCUUGUUUUUCAGCUUCAUCUGCAGUUCUAUGUGAAGAUUGACAAAUCAAUUUUUACCUGUUUUAUUAAUAAAACCUAAUUUGGAUAUCUUGAGUUGAUGGUUUUGUGAUUUAGCUGGGUAAACUGUCUUUGUAACAGAUAAGUUAUUUAU